AGCUCAGUUGUUCACAGUUCCAAAGUGCACAGUUAUGAAAGCUGCCCCGGCGUUGGAAGAUGACCUAAUUGAUAGAGAAGAAAAAGGGAACGCAAGUUGGAUUUCUUGCUCCACAGUUUUCCAGAGCAGGCGCAAAAAAGAACAAGACACUCGAGCUUAACCAUGACUGCAGAAAUCUGGGAUGUCAUUGUUGUUGGUGCCGGACUCUCUGGGUUGAGUGCAGCUCACUUGCUUCAAAAAAAGAGAGCAGGGAUGAGGAUACUUGUAUUGGAAGGAAAAGGUCUGUAAAACUGUGUCACCGGGGAGUCAUAUUGUCGUCUAGUCUUUCAGUUGUGCAAAAGUUAAAGAUCUUCUACUUAAACAUGUCUGUUGUGCUGUGCAGAUCGGGUGGGAGGUCGCACACUGUCCAUUGAUUUACCAGCAGCCAAUGGUGUUGAUCGCUGGGACUUAGGAGGACAGUGGGUAGGAAGGUAAUGUCAAAAUACACUGAAAGUGUUUUUGGAAGGCAGGUUAACAACGAUUGUAAUUACUCCAUCGCAUGAUUACGUGUUAAACUGAUUUUCCAGCUGACAAGACCAGAAACAGGAGAUCAUCAUUUUUAAAGAUGGCUGUUUCAUUUUAUGAAUGAAAUACCAUGCUGUAGUUAUUACAACGCUGUGAGAUAAGAUAGAUCAAUGGCUAUAGGGUGAGCUGCUACUACACAACAACAGGGGUGUGUCCAGACAAACCUAUACAGUCGCUGUUUUGUGUUUAUAUUUGGUACAUUUGAAAGGCACGUGCAAACUGGCACAGCAUUACGCAAGGUCAUUAUUGGGAGAAGGAGGCAAAAGUGCAAUGAUAGACGACAGAGAGAGAGAGAGAGAGAGAGUCUUCCAUGUGCGUGUGUCAACAUAUUUGGACUGUCUCAAAUUAAAAAAAGAAUAGUAAUAAUAGUAAUCCACUCAUCGCAUGUGCAGUCCUUUAGUUUGCACAUGCAAUUUUGUGUUCGCUAUUUGGGAUCUUAGUAGAUCAGGUCCUAUACAUGGUAAAAUAAAAAAAAAAUGAUCAGAGUGGGACUUCAAUAAGUUUUUCAUGAUUGAUAUAGGAGCUGUAACUCAACAGGUUCUUUCAGAGGCAAAGUGCAUUGUUGUCAAAAUUAGAAUAAUCUAGAAAGUAAAAGGUUAAAGGUGAUCUCAUGUUGAAUAGCUAUCAUGGAAACAAACGUGUUGAAUGGAUGCCACUGCAGUAAGGAUGGUUCGUUCACUUCGAGUAGUUCUUGCUGGUCUAUAGUUCAGGAUUUUUUAAGGUGGUCCUUUAGACAUCAAGUGGGACAGCACCACUCCUGGCCAUCAGUCUGGAUGUGCCCCUUCACAAUAAAAGUCCUUCAGAUAUUAUACGGUUGCUAAUUACAAAAAAAACAAACAAAAACAAAAAAAAGAAUGGUGAAGCAAUGUAAUUCUCAUGAUCUGACAUGGUCCCUGACUUCAUGGCAUGAAUCAGACGUGCACAACUUCAUUAGUUUCAUUUGAUAACAGCAUAUGACGCAUACAUGUUAUAACAGGAACUGUUAAUCAUGAGACCAGAACUUCAGAUCGCUGUGGUCACAGGGCUUUAAAUGGCAAAUGUUAGUCAUGCUAUAAUUGGGACAUGUGUUCUUUCUCUGAAGUUCAAGAGUAUUUAUUAUGAAGGAACUAUGGUCAGUUUGAACCAGAAAGUUGAUCAGAAAUGUCAUCCUGCUCUGUUGGAAUAAAAGACUGUCGUGUCUCUGUAUGUGUGAGCUUUUUGUCCAGAUAGGCUACAGGCUGAAUUCAGCUGUUGGACUGCUUAGAUGGAGGCGAUAUUGUUAUUGUUGUUCAAGAGCAUUUUAAUGACGAAUUAUUCUGAGCAGGAGAGUGCAGCUCUGAGGUCCUUUAUGUCAACAUUUGUACAGUUUUUAAAGGGUUCUGGUUAUUCAAGGACUCACUGAAGUAGUGUUAUAAUCUGAAGCACACUUAAAACUCAAGCUGAAUACAUCUGUAAUUAUGCAUUAGCUGGAAGUGUGCUCAUGUUUAAUAAAACCAUUUAACACAUAGAGAGCCAUAGAAUUUGUGUCCUUUACCUUAUAGCACCCAAACACACGUCUUGGAGCUCAUUGAAGAGCUCGGCUUGGAAACCUACCCACAGUACAAUACUGGCAAGAAGGUGCACCACAUGGGCGGACCAAGUGCCAGAGUUCGGACCUACAGCACUAGUAUCCCCUAUCUUUCUCCUUUGGUGAUGGUGGACUUCAUCCAGUUUUUGUGGAAGGUAAGGCAAGUAACUGACACACCAUUGUUCUGAUUAAAGACUGUUUUCAUUCAGAGAUGUCCUCGAAAUCCUCAAUGAUCAAAAAAAAUAAUUUUUACAGCUCUAAGUUUAUGUAACUGUUCCAAGCUGACAACGAUGAACCAACCCUCACUUAAUUUUGACUUGUGAAAAACAUAAUGAGCACAUGAAGUGGUCUGAAAGGCUCGGUGUCUCAUGUAAAGUCUAAACUUAAGGGAUCUAAAGUUGUAGUGUUUUGAGAGAGGCAGAUUUACAUGAAUUGUAUGAAACCAAUUUAUUACAGGUACAGUUAUCUAAAUAUACAUUAUGUUAGUAAUUUUUUAAGUGGGGUUGAAUGAGGUACUUCUCAGUAACCAUGGUCACCUUGGCCCCUUUGUUGAGAAACCAGAAGGGAAGCUUGACUAUCGACUGCUGCUGGUGGGAUCAAGCCAUCAAUGGCUUUAGUCCAAACACUAAUGUUGGUGUUACUGGAUCCACCACCUUUGGGGAUACUCUAUUCUCUGAUACCUGAGUCUUAAGACUCAGUCUCUAAUUUUGGGACAGGCUUUCUCCUGGCAUUAAACCGACAAACAGAAGAUUUCAGAUGGGUCUGAGUUUCAUUGAUAGCAGAACUUCCUAGUAGAGCUGAGUCCAGCUUUGGUUCCAAGUCUUUGGUUGGAUUUUCCCUCUUAGUUUAUCUCCCAACCAGUAACCACUCUCCAGCUUAGUGUGGGGUUUAUUCAGUCAGUUAUGGUCCCAUUAAGAGUAAAACUGACCAACAAGGAUUGGUUGAUGGACUGGUGACAUUAAAGUAGCUUCCAAUGAAGUAUUUGAACAGGGAUGGACUCUGAAUGAUUCAUGUCAAUCCUAUAGUCCAUGAAUGAUGAUUUCUGGGAUACAAUCAUCCAAAAUAAGUCAGAAAUAGUGUUUACAAACAAGUAGCAUCAUUGAUUAUUAGUGUUUCUCUUCAAUAUUGAAUAAGAUAAAUAAGAGCAGAUAUGUGCUGUGUGUUCUUGAUUUCUUCUGAAACUUUAAAAUCAUCCCUCCUGUACAACGUCCCUGCCAUGCUUGAUGGUAUUUUCUGUUUUUACACAUAAAUACAUUUGAGCAGAGUUGAAUUGAAUGUGUAAUGCAGUCUGUGGUGGGAUUGAUGGGCCAGGAAUACAUUUAUCUGAAAAUGAACACAAUUUCGUGCCCAGGGUAAACUGUUAGAGUAGCAGUGGGAAGUCAAAAAUGAGGGAAAAUUGCCCUGGCAGAAUCAAAUUUGGCAGCCUCCAACUAUUGCUUUGUUUCUAUUUGUAUCAAUGGGAUGUUUGUGGUUAAUGGUGGUAAAUCGUGUGUGGGUGUUUUACUGUGAUUGUAUUCUGCACUCAGAUCGACAGAUUGUGUGCCACAGUAUGUGUCGAGGAUCCUUCGGGGACACCCAAAGCUGCUGAACUGGACAGUAUGACGCUGCACUCCUACAUUGAACAACAUGUUUGGACUGCAGGUCAGGAUUCAAUGCAGAUCAAAACUGAGUAACAGUGUUUGAUUGUAAGGGAUCAUGGAGGAUUGAUAGGUGAUUUUAUUGAUUGAUCAAUGAUUUUCUUGGGGGAACCGUGGUUGUCAUAUUUUAAUGCCUACAGUCACUGACUGUGCUGCCUGCUGGAUACACUGAGUUUGACCAAAUGACAGCACUAGAUAAAGCAGCUCAGGUAAGACACUGCCAUAUUUGCUCCAGGCAGUACAAUAAAAUUGCUGCACUUUAAAGAACCUAAUGUGUAUGCUAUUAUUUAUAUAUGCCAAAUCAAGCAAGGUACUUCUAUGGGAUUCAUAAGGGCUGACCAUAACAGACCAGACUGUUUGCCAUUCAGACUGCAGAGCCAAUAAUCAUCCUCUUUGGUGUCAUUGUUAACUUCAGUAUUAUGUGGUUUGUUGAACAAGUGCUGUUCCAACUGUUGACCUUCAUCCUGCAGAAUAAAUUACAGCUUAGCAGACGACUGUCACUGCAGGGGAAUGCAUAUUAUUAAAGCCAUAGCAUGUUUUCUCAUCCCUCUGUGGCAGAACUGAAAGAGGAGCUGGGGAUGGGCUGCAGGUCCGUCUUUGGCAUUGAGCCAGCCCAGAUGUCCUUUCUAUUCUUUCUCAUGUAUGCUGCAGCAGCAGGAGGGCUACUGCCGCUGCUUGAGAGCACUCCAGGUUCUGCGCAGGAGCUCAAGAUAAAGGUACAUGGCUUAUAUACUUCCCCCGGACAGAACUGAUAAGAAAUUGAUUGCAGUCUUUCCAAAAUAGAGAGCAUUAUGGAUUUAUUCUUUCCUCUUACAGAACAAAGCAACUAUCAACCUAUACAAUACUUUAAAAACAGGACAUGGCCUCUUUUUCUCUCUUUCCCAUUAUUAAUUGAGAACAUAGUUGUGCUUCAUGUUGUUUUCCUGUGUUGAAUCUUCCCGUUUCCUGUCUUUCAGCAUAAGAGUUCUUGCUCUAUGCAGUUUCGGUCUUUACCUUCUUCUCUAAUCAAUUGCAUUAAAAAAAAUUAUAAAUAUGAUAGAUAGAUAGAUAGAUAGAUAGAUAGAUAGAUAGAUAGAUAGAUAGAUAGAUAUUUUCCUUUAUUAUAUUGUGCUGUUACUUGCUGCCUUACCAGUGGAUACAUCACAACCUCAGCAAACACUAUUUGAUCAUCUGCAUUAUUUGUCUGACCCCACCAGAGUUUUGUUGUUGUUGCUAUUGUUUGAGCAAAGUAAUCCUUCACUUUCAUACACCGGAGAGAACCAAAGGAAGGAGGCAUCUACGGGUUUCAAACCCUUUUUAAAAUGUGAUAUUUGUCCCUCCACAGGGAGGUACCCAACAGCUUUCCGAGCGUCUGGCAGAACGUCUUGGGUGGAAGAACGUCCAGCUGGGUUCUGCCGUGAAGGCCAUAUGGCAGGUAGAGUACAGUAACGGCUCACUCAGGAAUUGAUGAGGCGCGACACAGAGAUAACAGCUUCCUCCAUGGGAAAACAGGCCUUCUCCUGUGAAGGCACUGUCUGUUCUGCCUGACUGCAAUUCUAAUCCACAGCUCAGAGAGCAGGAAGCCUCAGUAGACAUGGAGGUGUCGAGCCUUUACUCAAUAUAUUCAUUGUUUGGACAGUUUCUGCAUUUAUAUAUAAAAAUGUGUUUUUAGCCUUAAAAUAUUUAGUUUUUAUUACAAAAUGAUGAAAUGUUCAAAUAAGGCUCUUGACUCUAGGAUGUCAAACAAAAUACAAGAUCUAAUUAAAUUGGAUGAGAGUCAUUUUCUGCCUAUGAUUAGACUCAGAUAAAGAGCUAAAACUGGAUUUUAAUCAAAUAAAAGGACUGAAAAUGAAAGACUAACAAGUUUAUGAUUUCUCAUGUUUGCCUUUUACUCAGCAAUCGUCCAAAGACCAAAGUUAGCACAGUCCCUGAAAUGAGAUUACUUGUGGAAUAUUAUCAUAGACAGAGCACAUUUGGGUUUUGGUCAUUCAGUGGAACAACAGCGAAAAGCUGGACACAUCAGCCUGGUCGGGAAAUAUUCAUGUGGGGUUUCUGAAUCUAUCAACAAAAAAGUCCAGUGGCAGAUUUAAUCCAGAUAUUCUCCAAGUUUCACAGGUAACUUAUUGGUAAUUAUGUUUUCUGCAACCCUUUUACCCUGGAAGAGCAGGAUUUGCAGCAAGGCUCAGGCAAACAUACUGACUGUGGGUCAAACCAGAAUGUUUUCAUUUUAAUGCAAAUUUGAAGACUCUACAGGAAAAUUUUAAAGCAGUCAAAGAUUACUAGAAAAGGUUAAAUAAUGAGUGGUCAUCUCACAAACAUUUUUUAAAAUUACUCCAAUAGUAAACCUGUUAACAGACAUGUGCUUGGCUUUGUUUGUUGGUCAACAGGAAAUUCAGUCUUAUGUAGGCUUGGUCUUUUUGAAAGUCUCUAUAUUAUAUUAUCCCUCUGAUAGCGCUGUACUGUUAUGAGCUCAGAUGUAAUGUUUAAUAGUAUGACUUUGGUCUGAGAGCUCCCUGCCCAUCCAUGUGCGUAUGUGGAAGAGCCAUAGACUGUAUAAACUAUGGACAACUUGGUUCUGCCUCCAGUCAUUUUAUGAAUUUGAAGCUGAAUCGCUCUUGGUAUUUCAGGGAUUUUCUCCCCUUCCUGGAUUCACCACUUGCGCAGUAACAUUAUACGCAUUCAUAGGAAGAGUCGCCAACAGUCGCUGUGAUGAUGCUCGGCUCAAACUUCGGGCCCCUGGGUGAUCUUCGUACACCCAUAGGCUGUAUCAAGUGUCAAUAAUAGAAAACAUGAACCCCCUAAUAACUUUAAAAAAUGGAGCUGCACAGAAAAAAGAGGACUUAAUCACUUAAUCACACUUGGGACAAAACAAAGGCGUCAACGACAGAACAUCUGUCAAUGGUACAUGUAGAUGAAGCGUAAAAAGAAGGAGCUGAGGUACAGGUGUGUUUCUUCAGCAUGAACACUGGCAGACUUAAAUGUUUAAAAAGAAUACAGGCCUAUUGUGAUAUGUGUUGAUAAGAUGUGUUUGAGAUAAUUGGCUGAGAUUUCAGCUGAUUUUUAGUUUGGUGAGCCUUAGCUAAUGCUACUCUUAAUUCCAGUUACUAUCAUUUUACGGCACUCCAGAACCCCCCUCCAUUGUUGGCAUGUUGCAACGUUGCUAUCAUCGAGUAAAUCUGUGUUUCUCUGUUUAAAAUUGUAUACUUUUAUCGAAGUGAACAGGUCUUUGCAUUCCUUCUUUCAAGUAAACAGAAAAAAAUCAAGAAGACAUUCUUUAUUCACAAAGGGAGCAGUAUCUUUUCCUGGUAUGUGUUUGCUCGGAGACAGGGCUCAACCUUGACAUUUCUUCGAGUCUUUCACAGUGCAAACACAUAUUGACAGACGAAGAUAUUCACACUCACACUCACAGUUAUGAGCAACUAACACUUUCCAGAUCACCUAAGCUGACCAGAGCACCCAAGGGAAACUCACUCAGUCACUGUAGUCGGCCUCAAAUCCUGAACCUUCAUGCAAAGAGGCAACGUUGCCAUGCACAUACAAAAAAAAGCAAAAAAAGUAUAGAAAAGAAAGUGAAAGUAAUUUAAUUGCUUCCUUGAGGCUUCAAGUGUCAGUCGUUCAAACUGGAGAGCCAGGCUGCUUUUAAAUGCAGCUCAAGUCUCCUCUAUAACGAGUUAAGACUUGAUACAAUGGUGCAGCGAGAUGUGAACUAGUUCUCUGAUAAGACCAAAAAAGAAUCCUGAAGUUUCUAAAAAGCUGGUCUAGCAAGGUAAAAAUAUACCAAAUUAAAAUCCCAAUUUUUAGAAUCCAGAAAUAUCUGGUAGUUCGACAGUCCAUGAAGAUAAGACCUUUCAGUGUUUCACAGUGACGCUCUGUUGUGGCUGAGUUUAUAAUUAUCACCAGAGGCUCCUGUUCAGUGAAUAUGUAUGUGAAAGCAAAAGAGCCAGUAUGUGAGAAAUCUGCAGCUGUGGGGAAAGUCUGUCUGCACUGAUUCAAAAAAUUAGUGGUGUCCUCUAAAACAUGUUGCUUUGAGUCACUGCAACGUCUCCCUCACAUCAUAGGGUUGCCAGUAUAUUCAAAAUCCCCAUGCGAGCAAUCAACUCAAUUUUAGUGCUGAAUUAUAAAGCCAUGCACGUUGUUUGCAUAUCUGUAAGCACUGUUUCACGCAGGCCUAAUGAACCCUUAACACGUGUGAAAAUGUAUGACCUUUAAUGAAGCUUGUUCCUAACUGAUGCAUAAGAGAGAGAGGGGGGUGAAUAACGGGAUGGUUUAAACCGCUCAAAAACACAGAAUUAUGCAGAAACAGAUGCACGGACAGUUUCACAUGUUGGUUCAGCUACUGGAGAAACUGGUUGUGCAUGUCAGGGUUACAAACUGAAAUCCCUAUAUGUUUUUUUUUUGUCAAUAUGAAACACAAAAAGCUGAUUUAUACUCAUUUCAUGUGUUUUUAUUUAGCGAAUGCAUACUGACAAUAUUUUCACUAUUUGUGACUUUAACCCCCCACCUACAGCCAUGCGCCGGCACUAUGUUUUGUAUGCCCGGAGUUUAAUCACCGUAACUCCACCAAAGUUUGUCUGAUCUGAAAAAUGUCAAUGGUGUUGGAAAGCUGAGAGUUCUCUGCAUGCGCCUAUAUAGGAUUUACUACGGUAGUCAUAACCAUAUGAGGUAGGCAGUCAUUGCAAAACACAGGAAGAAUCAGCAGAGCACUGCACGGCUUCUCAAUUCAGUGACUCCUUGAAAAUUUGCUCAAUCUGAAAAAUUCCAACGCUGACAGAAAGCUGAGAAUCUGUGCUUCCUGUCAAUAUAUGAAGUAUGGUAUAUAUCAUGGUAAUCUUGAACGGUACCACCAGAACCGCAACUUUGACAGAAGACGAGGGAGAAAAGGAGAGUGGAGUAAGAGGGUGAAGUAAGACAGAGCAAGAAAAAUAGUGCCGUUUUUUAUAGGAAUCUAGUAAUAAAUAGUAAAAAGUAGUAAAAAUAUAGUAAUAUAUGAAACAGCCGCUACGGUAGGUAGGGGAGGAGGAGGAGAGCUAUUUAGAGGAGAGUGAUUUGGAGGAGAGCUAUUUGUAGGACGUCCAGAGUCCUAGACUUGAAAAAAUGACGGUUUCUGAUUCUAAACAUCUAUGAGUCGACUUUUUAAAUGUGAAACCAAAACUUCAUGAGCAAUUACAAAAUUUGCUCUCGUAAAAGCCAUAAAAAAACAAAUUGGUCUUUGUAUUUUCUUCUUUUAAAAUGUUGACAAUUCCAUAUAAUGUGGAAAAACCACUAAUCAGGUAUUAAAAAGUGAAGUUCAAGUAAUCGUAGAAAACAGGACCAAUGCUCUCAGACUUCGGUUAUUUUCUGACUAUUUCACAGUGAAAGAUACAAAAUAUCUCCAAAUCACCUUUGUAGCCUUAGUAGGUUUCCUUCAUCAAAAGCACUUAGGUUAGGUGCCAUAUAUUUGUGUUCAUUAUUGUGAAAUCAGUGAAGAUUAAAUUAAUAACUCAAAAGUUUCUAUUGUGUCCACUGUGUUUUAUACAAUUCCUGUUUACAUCAUGUUUCUCCUGAAUCUAAGAUACCUCCAAAAAGCUUCUUUUUAUCAACCAAGUUGUCACCAAUCGAUCUGCGCUGACAGCUUCCUGUCAUCAAAAAGAAUGGCCAUGAUAAAGAGAAUAUAUCUGUUAAUACACAGAAUACAUACGAGUGUUGAAAGGUUGUUUGUAUAUGUUACAUCAUAUACAUUUGGGGGAUAAGGUAUGAUUUUGCUUUCUGUGUACUGCAAAUUCACAUAUUGCAAAGUCGGUAAAUUUUCCAUUUUUAAUGCAGCCCUAGAGCGGACUGUAUUCAAAUGAAGCUGUGUCCAAAAUCAGGCAGAAAAUCACACCACAGAACAGCUCAACUGCAGGCUGCUAAAAACAGAGCAGGAUUUAGUUUUUAAAUGUACAUCUGUAUCUCUGUUUAUGUGUUUGAACAGGAUGCUGAGUGGGCCAGGGUGAUGACUGCCACCAACACGUUUUUGUGCAGAGCUGUGAUCGUCACUUGCCCCCCUCAUUUGGCAGGUCAGUAUGCGUCUCCCACCCCUGUCGACUCGCUAAAUGGAAUUCUCACUGAAGCAGGAGGCAAAUAUCCUCCUAACUCACCGUGUGUGUGAAAUGUGGUAAAUCGUGCAUCCAUGCAGACAAAUCAUUGAUUUUCCCAAACCUUUUUGACUUUCGGGUGUGGCGAGAACUCCGGCUGAAGUAAACUCUGCCUUGGUUGAGCCCAUGGGAGGAGUUUCUGGGCCUGUAUCUUUCACAAGGACGAAAAGUCAAGAGCAAAACUUCUGUGUGACACUUGUCAUGUUCGGGGGUGGGGAGUUGAAAGUGGAAAGUACGUCAUUAACAGCCUCUCAGCGAUCGAGCUUCCCAGGAGGAUGAAACACGGACCCGUGCAGAAAGCCUUGAACCAUAAAGCUUUAUUUGAACUAAUAAUAACCUCUGAAAACAUACCAAGUCGCAAAAAAGAAAGUAGUUUUUUUUUUUGAGUUUUUGGCAUGGACUCAAAGUUUACACACCUGAACAGAAACUUCUCCUCUUUUGCCUUCAGCCAUUUGAGUCUCAUUCCUCCCCUGCAAACAUCAGUAAAAAAAAAAGAGGGAACACAGUAAACGCGCUUUUGUCAAAGUAUUAAUUCUUUGCAUGCUAGAGUUAUAUCUGGUGGUGUGGUUUCUGUUCUGAAAGUUUCCUGCCCUUUCUUUGUGUGCACUUGGAGUACAGACAGCACACCUCACCUCUAUUUAUGUGCAUAGAUAAAAAGUCAAUGCAUGAAGUGCAGUAGUGAAGACCCCCAGAGUAGACUACAUCAGGUAUCAGUGUCACAUGGCACUGGUAAGAUCAGACAGAGCAUCAAAAAGAGGAGCUGGGUUGAAGGUGUUUUUCAAAGCAUCCUUCAGAGGAAGCAGCAGGAAAAGGUCGCUGAAGUACAGCACCUUGAAAAAGUAUUCAUACCCCUUGAACUUUUUCAUAUUUUGUCACUCUACAACCACAAAGUUUUUUUGUCAUUGACCAACACAAAGUAGCACAUAGUUGUGAAGCGAAAUGAAAAUACUUGGUUUUCAAAAAAUUAAACACAAAUCUGAAAAGUGUGGUGUGUGUUUGUAUUCAGGCCCCCGUGUGUCAAUACUUUGUAGAGACAACUUUUGCUGCAAUUACAGCUGCAAGUCUUUUGAGGUAUGUCUCUACAAGCUUUGCAAAUCUGAAGACUGACAUUUUUGCCCAUUUUUCUUUGUAAAAUGGCUCAAGCUCAGCCAGACUGGAUGGAGAGCGUCCGUGAACAGUGAUUUUCAAGUCUUGCCACAGAUGCUCAGUGGGUUUCAGGUCUGAACUUUGACUUGGCCAUUCUAACACAUGAAUAUUAUUUGAUCUAAACCAAUCCAUCGUAGCUCUGGCUGUAUGUUCAGGGUCGUUGUCUUGCUGGAAGGUGAAUCUCUUUCCCAGUCUGAAGUCUUCUUCAGCCUCCAACAGGUUUUCUUCCAGGCUUGCCCUGUUUUUAUCUCUAUCCAUCCUUCCAUCAACUCUGAGUAGCUUCCCUGUUCCUGCUGAAGAAAAGCAUCCUCACAACAUGAGGCGGCCACCAUCAUGUUUCACAGCAGGGAUGGUGUGUUCAGGCUGAUGAGCAGUGUUACUUUUGCAUUCAGGGCAAAAAGUUUAACUUUGGUCUCAUCUGACCAGAUCACCUUCUUCCAUGUUUGCUGUGUCUCCUACAUGGUUUGUGGCAAACUGCAAACAGGACUUUUUAUGUCUUUCUGUCAACAAUGGCUUUGCUCUCGCCACUCUUCCAUCAAGGCCACAUUUGUUACAGUUUUCCUGUGGACAGAUUCUCCCACCUGAGCUGUGGAUUUCUGCAGCUCCUCCAGGGUGACCGUGGGCCUCUUGGCUGCUUCUCUCACCAGUGCUCUCCUCUGUCAGUUUAGGUGGACGGCCAUGUCUUGGGAGGUUAGCAGCUGUGGCAUACCUCUUCCAUUUUUGGAUGAUGGCUUGAACAGUGAGAUGUUCAAAGUUUGGGAUACUGUUUUUAUAACCGAACCCUGCUUUAAACUUCCCCGCGACUUUUCCCCUGACCUGUCUGCUGAGUUCCUUGGUCUUCAUGUUGCUGUUUGUUGACCACUGUUCUCUAACAAAGCACUGAGGCCUUCACAGAACAGUUGUAUUUAUGCUGAUACUAAAUUACACACAGGUGGACUCUGUUAGGUGACUUCUGAAGGGGUAUCAGAGUCCACGGGGCUGAAUACAAAUGCACACCACACUUUUCAGAUUCAGAAAAAUCUCAAAAAAAUACUUUUAAGUUUGUGGUCGUAGAGUGACAAAAUGUGAAAAAGUUUAAUACCUUUUCAAAGCACUGUAAUUUUGGUCCUUUUCUGAAUCAGCCUGCUGCAGGUGUCAAAUCAUGCAGUGUCUGAAAAAAAGAAAAAAGAGCUUUCUGAUGACAGACUGGCUGUUGAAUAAUUCCUAAAUUACACUUUCACCAAAAACAGAGCUGUGGUUGUAGUUUGUUAAAAUUAGCUAAAUUACAUAGUGGAUCUGACCCCUUCUCCAGCCUAGAUUAUAAUCCAGUUCCCUGACCAGUUACUCAACAAAGGGGCUGAGCUGACCCUGUCUAAUGCAGUUCCUACUGACAAAUACAACCUCCUUAAAAAACACACAAACUGCACUCCUCCUUUAAGAGCAUGGUGUAACAGUGAGUUUAAGUUUCCAGGAGUCCUGCACUCCAACUUGCAGUUAACUCACCGGGUAAAUUAGUGUUGACUUGGAGUCGUGCCUGGUUUCAAUUUUUGCUGUUUGGUUGAUGCUAGGACACGCACUGAGCUCGCUGCAGCUUGAUGUGGAAACAGGAUCCACAGCUAGAUUUUGGAGGUGGCGAAUCUAAAGCUCAGGCUCACUCUGGGUCUCUGCCUGUUUGUACUAAGCUGGCAACAGAUCUGUCACUCAAAGCCUCGUACUCUGAGCUGUGGACCACAGCCAGGUUCCUUAAUGAGACAGGUUUGAGAGCGGUGUUGAAUUAUGCAGCAUGGAUUGCUCUGGCUCGGAUGCCACAGUGCCACGAUUUGGCCUUAAAUCAGUGUGGGACGACUGACGGAGACUUUCAAAAGCCAAAGCCAGGCCAGUGAUUGAGACGUCGCCUCUUCCAAAAAGAGUCAGGGAUAAAUUAAAGAGAGGAUCCCUGCUCGGUGUGAUCUGUGCCACAUGUUUUUGUUUGAAUUGUCUGAAGGUGGGCAAACCUUCUCGUUCUAGUUUGUAGGGGUGGAGAGAAGAGAGCUUAAUGCAGCAACUGAUGAUAAUGACUCUGGAUGAUUCCAAGCCCCACUUGGACACUAAAAGUGUAAAACUAUGUUUGGCUCUUCUUCUGUAGCUGCUUCUGACACUCCUUAUAAAUUCACUCGCUUUGAAUCAACGAUGGAGCGGAGCGAAGAAUGAACCUUUAAAAAUGAAUGCUUUCUUGGACUACAGGAGGUACUCUGUAUGGAAACAUGCCUUCACACACAUGUACACACGCACGCACAUACACACAAACAAGGUAAAUGCCAAGUCUGACUAUGAGCUAAGUUUUCCCGAGUACAUCCCGUUUGUCCUGUUCUUGGCUCCUAGAUUUAUCUCCCUAUCCAUCCAUUCAUCUUUUAUAAUGAGGCCUGUCAGUUUUUUACCCUCUUAUUUUGUCACCACCUUCCGCUCUCAACUCAAUGAUUUAUGAACUGUUUAGUUUCACUGCAUAUGAGAUUGCUACGCAUGAAAGGAAGAAGCUUGAAGUUGGCGUUGUCUCGACUUUGGAAGACGUGGUUGAAGAAGUAUGUGCAUGUUUUUGUUGGUAAGUAGGUUCCCAUGUUUAUUCAUCCUGCGAGUGCAUGACAAAAGGAAUUCUAAUUAAGCUUUCACAGCAUGCAGUUGGGGUAUAAUGUAAUUAGGCAUACCGGCUUACAUUCACAGACAGCUCUGCAGUUACCAAAUAAACAUUUUAUUUCACAAUGUCUGGUUACUCUGUUAGAGAGUCUAUCUGUACAUGUGUGCUUGUUGCUGAAGUUGAUGCACCAGAUUGUGGCUGAAAUUGUCAUGCAGCCAAGCAGUGCUUUAUCUGAUGUUAUGUGUCUUUAAAUGGAGCAGAAGCUGCCUUAAUGACAGCAGUGAUAGGUAGUGGCGAGGAAACUGUUACAUCCAUCUCACUGUUCAGUCCACGGCCGUGUUAACAUUGGUCAACAGGUGAGCAGUGCAUUAGCAUUGAUUUGCCAACUAACACCACGAGCCAGGAUUCUGGGCCAGUGUUGGCUGCACCGCGAGCGAAACUAAUAGAGCCUAAUUUCAGGAUUAAAGCUAGAGUGGGAGCUGAAGUGAUUGUGAUGAUAAGUAACGCAGUGGGAUUUUUAACUUGAUGAGUGUGAAAUCGACGGAAAUGAAUUUAGUCGUAUCUGUGUGAAAGCAUUGCCCCUUAAGAGCAUGCAAGAAUAAGAGUACAUGUGGAUUUCUGAAGCUGUGGUGACAAAUGACAAAACGUUCAUUUCUAAAAGGACGCUAAAAGCCCUUGACAUUUUCCAUUCUGAUGGAAGUGUCUCAAGAAUGACCUCUUUAUAAUAUAUAGUAUUUUUUCCUGGAAUAACUCGGAAAUACGAGCGUAGAUGUUCUUUACAUUUGUGUGUUUUUAUCACCGCCAGCGUUUCCAGGUUAAUCUCAGUGAAGUUUGAAAAAGCUGUAGCAGCGCUAACGUAGAGGAUCAAAGAGAAAGUUAAUUAAUAAGUCCCUGUCAUAUAAAUGAAAAAUAGUUCACACCUCAAGUAAAUAAUUGAUCUCACUGACCUGUCUGCCAGCUUGAGCCUGUGUUUGAUAUGGUGUGGUUUGAUUGGUUAUGACUGACAGUGAUACAUCUCCAGGAACUUAGCUAAAUAGUUUAGGAGAUCACAUCCCCCCGCAGCUGCCAUGAUGUAAAAUAAUGAAGGGAUAUUAAAGGGAUAUUCCGUAAAUGUAAAUUUAAGUUAACUCUAUCUCUAUAGCCACAAAUAAUGCUCAGAACAGCACCUAACUUCAUCAACAGGACAUAUAGGGUCCUGAUGAAAUAUCAAAAGAGAACAUAAUUUGUCUCAUAGCUGGAGUAAAGAGCUGAUGAAGUCAAAGAAGAGACAUCAUACAUGUACAUAUGUAUAAUACAAACAAUAUAAUUCUCGACCAAUGUGCUGUCGGACUUCACACUGACAAUCCUAAAUCAUGGACAGUACCAAAUAAAGCAGGAAGAGUGGGCUUCAAAAAAACAAAAACAAACAUCUAUAUUUAAGUGUUCAAAAUCAUAAAAAAAUGACCUUUUCCAACACAGGCAUUCCUGAUUUUAUACCAAUUCAAAAGGACAGACAAAUCUGCCGGCUAAAAAAUACUGAAUGUCAAAGCCAAGCUGAUGUGAUCCAUGUGCUGUUGAGGGCGUUUCUCUCCUGUAGUCCAGUAGAAACCAUUAGGUAACGUCCUCCAUGUGUAAAUGGAGGAAUGGGGGAUGGUGUCUGCAGCUACUGUCGUCCCUUCAAUUUCAAUAAGUGUCAGGGCUCCACUGGCAUUAUUCAAUAAAGGAUCGGUGACGUAACGUGCUCCCAGGAACAGGACUUCAUCUUUGACGUUUGGUUUAAGUGCUUGGUGAGUCGCCCCGCCUGUCUUUGGUGGCCUUACAAAUGAAUGACACUGAGGGAUACAGUCUCAGAUUUUCCAUCUGUCAGUAGUUCUUGGGGUUAUUUUAUUGAUCAUGUUUGACUGAUGGUCGUUGUACCGGAUUGAAAACAUUGAAGUAGAGGCGCAACAAAUAUGUGGUUUGCAGUUUUGGUCAAAGUAAUAGAAUAUUUUAACAAUACGUUUCUGCAUGCUCCAUAGAGACCCAUUCCCCCCAUUUUUGGUUAUGUAAUUAUUGGUUUAACACAUGACUAGAGUAACAUGCCAUUUGUUUCUCACCGAACACCCCCCUCCCAAGGUGCAUCAGAAAUAUUAGAUCAGACCCGAAUCCAAUCACAAGCAACUUGAAGUUGUCCUCUCCUUUUUGACAGACUUUAGCUAAGACAAGGUCUGUUCUUUUUUGUCAAGGCAAGAAUCUAGUGAAUGUGAUUGAAUGAAAACCAGGCGAAUGAGCUUUGUUCAGCUUAAAGCUCUGUGAAACUUACUAUUGACAGAAAAACUGGAGGCCACUGGGAACAGAUGAAGCUUAAACGGAGCUCAGGGAGAGUCUCCUGUGGGGAAUGUAAUUGCUGAAUGAUUUACCGAUGUCGGGAACAUGUUACAGUCUCGUUCCCUGUUGUGUUGCACCUUUCCUUAAACAACACUCAACAAGCCUUUGUGAACUGAGGACGCUGACUGCUGAAGCUUUGGAGGUGAAUUCUAUCAAAUUCUUGUUUAAUGAACCACGUCAGUCAUUCAACAGUCUGGGGUCUAUGUUGAGGUAUUUUGGGCUUCAUAUGCUCCACAUACGCUCAAUGGGAGACAGAUCUGGACUGCAGGGAGGUCAGUCUAGUACCUGGACUCUGAUGGGGUUCUGAACGCAGCAGAUGUUGCUGCUGAACCUGCCUGUACAGCUUUGACUUUGCGCAGUGAAGUUUGAACUUGCACUUUCAGAUGUAGAGACAAACUGUGUUGAAGUGUUUGACAAGACCGAUACCCUGCACAGGUGUGAAUGUUAACCUUUAAAGAAGAUUGAAGGCUGCUGGUGCUAGCUCUGCUAUCAUAAGCCAUGAAGAUGCUAUGAUCCAGUGUUGUUUUUGAAUCAAUUCAGUUUAAAAAUCCUGAUUUAUUUUGGAAGAGUGAAGGUGAGAUUUUGGGUUGGUUGUUUAAAAAGGAUGUUUUUGUUUUGGCAAAAUUUGUUGAAAAGGCUUGGCAUAUGCGGCAAAGUAUUUUGUACCCUGUAGGAUGAACUUUUUUGUUUCUCUUUCAUUAUCCUCAUUGUUUGUGUUACAAUUCCUAAUGGAUUUUUGAUGUUAUUGUUGUUGUAUAUUAUGUUGCGUGGCUGUCUUGGAUAGAUUGUGUUUUGAGUUUGUUGAACAGUGUCUAAUAAUCCAUGGGCUGGGCACCAAUUUUGGUGUAUGACACUUAAAUAAAAUAAUCAAAUCAAAUCAAAAUGUAAAAUAAGUUAAUAUUGACUGUUUCCUCCGUGUUUUCUUACUUGGGGACUUUAAAUUUCUGUUCGUAUGUUCAAUAGGUCAAAAAAUCCGCCUUUUUACAACACCCCAAUAGUCUCAACAUUUUCUUGUAGUUUGUUUUUCAAUCUCGGCCAUGCUGUGGCUCAUUCCCUUGUUGGUGAAGAUGUGGAGGAGCCAGUUACCUGCAGAGUCAGAGGUCAGAGUGCAGUACAUGGAGGGUUUGCUGGGACCGCUUUGUUUUCACUCAUGUGAGGAGCUAGACCUUCACUGAAACAUCAUUUUGAAUAAAGAACACACCCCUGCAGACCUCAAGCAGAUAUUUAAUUUAUUUGACAAAACUGGCUUAGAAUCACGAACCCCACCUUGAAAUCUGUUGUGCUUUUUCCUCCCCGGGUAUGAGCAUUAUUUCUGCCACACACACAGCAUGAAGCCAUGCGUGUGAUUACUUCUUCUCGACAACAGGUUGUUAUAUCUCAUACUUUGCACAGCUGGUUUUUAAGGUUAAAAGGAAUGGUAUAAUUUCACUGUGUACCCAGGCACAGUCAAACUUCAGCUCUUCUCAGCUUGCGCAAUUUUCAUAUUUUAUCGAGUGUCUUUGCAUCAUCCUUCGUGUAAAUCACCGUUCGGAAGCUACGUCUCUGACUCAUCAUCCCUUUGAUGUAACGUCUUAAUUUGAGUGGUUUUCCUUGUUUUUCUUACUUCAUCCUUCGAACCGUUUGAGACACUGGAACUGCCUGUGGGUUGCAGUAAAAGUUUAGGGUGAGAAAACAAAAGGAAUUAGAAAAAUCCUCCUCUUUAAGGCUUUACGGAUGUCACUCACAGGUCAGCGACAGGAGACAAGGGGUAACAAGGUCAGCGUCAUCCCAGAGCGCAUCCAGAGGAAGAAAAACCAAAGAGAGUCGAGCAGAUGCCAACACAAUUUAAAAGCAGACGGGGAGAUUAAGACGGAUUCCCAGAUAACCAGAGUGAAAGGAAACCACAGUGGGGAAAGCGAUGUUAUUAGACAUCAGAGUGUUAAAGGUCAUGAACCAGCAGUUGUGCAGAUUGCUCCCCAGCAAGAGGCCAUGUGAGUCCUUGAACUUGCAUCUGUUUCCCUGAGAUGACAGAGUGAUGCAAAAAGCAGCCUGAUGUCUGUCAGAGGAGAGCACUUCAGACAUCCGAACAGAUGGGGAUUGUGUUCGCAACGUUUGGGGGAAACUUGUAAUUUCCCUCAUCGUGUGAAAGGAUCAGCUCUGUCCUUUUUUCACCCUCCUUUUUUAGUCUUCUUUUGUGGUCAAACUUUCUAUCAGGAACUCUUUUAGGCUGUUUGUUCGGGGUACUGAUUGACAUUAUAGAGAGUAUUCUCAUAACUGCAAAUGAAACUGUCAUCUUAAAUUCUGUAGAUAUAGUUAAAGGUUGUCAAAAUGUAGAAACCCCAAUUUCCAUGAAGUUGGGACAUUGUGUAAAGAAAAGGUACAGGUGUUACUCGUAUAAACUUCACAGACGUGGAGGUAACUCUCAUUUAAAUGACUCUUUUUUGGAGGUAUUCUGAUAUAUCCUGAUAUUAUUGUAUAAAGGUCAAUUCUUUGCUGAUGGUUGUACUGUAGUAAAAGGCAGGGAACACUACUGUCGUUGUAAUUCAUCAGGAAGAAGGCACAAACAACAAAUGUCAACUUCAUGGUGGUACAAAGUCAUGAGAAUUAGCGGGAAAUGUCACGGCGAUCCAUCCAGCGGCUGUUGAGGCAGUUUAACCAACCCUUCCUUUUAAGUCACGUUACUCGUACAACAGGAAAACUUUUGGAUUUACAACAUUACUCCUGACCUUAUCCACCCCUAAACAAACCUCCAAACAAUAAGACCCUUUAGAAAAAGGAACUAAUACUUUCCACUCAGUGCUCUGACUGCAUCCAGUAUCAGGAAUAACCUGAACCUGUGACAGAGAAAGAAAAUAUCCAUGUAUGAAAACGCCAGAUGCCUGUAAAUACCUGGAGCAUCUCAUGAGUGGUUAUUUGAGAAACAUUUCAUUAGGAGUGAACAGUCAUAAAUCAAUGCCACACCAACAGCUAUACUGAUGAGACACUUAAACACUGUGUUGGAGACGUUCAUGAAUCCUUCCUCAGCCAGAAAAUACACAUCUGUUCCCAUUUGGAUACAAAAUCUAAAUGCCUUGAAACGGAGUGCCUUAUUUUUAUUUGGAUACAAAAUCUAAACUCUGUUCAAACCAAAAAGCUUUUACAAAAUUCAGUCUAAGAAAAAUAAAAGCUUGUUCUAUAAAUUGUUCUUCAGCAGUAGGUCAAACGUUUAUAACUGCUGGGAGUUUACUUCUGCAACCUCCUAGAAGUGAGAUAAGACCCUCAGCUGUGUGUCAGGGCUAGUUUACCCGUUCUCUAAUCUUCUUCAAUAACCUGCUCACUGAACUUUUUUUGAGGUCUAUAGUUGUAUUUUUUUCCCCUAAAGUUCAUUUUCUAACAGAUUUCUCAACUAAUUAGAUAUAUUGUCUCAAGGUCAGCUUUGCCUCAUUGUUGGGCCUUCAACACCUGCAUGUGAUCAGAUGUUUAUCCGUAGUGAUGUAAAAGCUGUGAAUCUUGCUUACCUGAUGUCCAUCAGUACAGAGGUACAGAUGGCAACCGUGCUGACACCCACCAAAGACUGUAUAAAGAAUGGACACCGUCUGCCUCCUCGCUGGGUGAACAGCACCCUCUGCUGACGGGCUGCAGUAUAGGUCAUAAAUCCCGCCUCCUCCAGCAAUCCCUAUGGAGCUGUGGACAAACUUUAGACAGUAAUUACACAGAAUAUAAAUGUUCCUCCCCCCUGGUUGCGAUGUUGACAUGUAGUUACUGUCAGACUGGUUUGUGCUCAAGUCCUCUUUUUUCUGUGCAGCUGCAUUUUUAAAAGUUCUUUGUUUGUUUUGUUCAAAACGACCUUCCAUCUCUCAUUUAUUUAUUUGAAACACAGACUGACUUUCAAAGAUAGAUACAGCCAUCAACACAACACAUUCACUGUGAAGUCAUGGCAACCAACAUGAGCCUUGAAAAGCACAGGUGUGUCUUUGUUCACACGCCAGUUCACGGCAUCAAUUACAUCAUUAGCAUCAUAAUAAUCAUUUCAGCUAACUGGACUUUUUUUCAGCUACCCUGUAGAAAUGAGCAAUCUUCUUGAUCUCAGUGCCUCCUUAACACCCAGGUCAGUGUCAUUCUCACACUCUGCACCUCGGUUCACCUAUGAGCUACAAAAGAUCACGGUGGCUGUACGCAUGAGUGACGGCUCAAGGCCUCUGGACUGACUGUUCACAAACAUGCAUACAGGGAAAACAAAAGAACACAUGCAGAGCUCUGAGUUUAGAUGACGUCACUGAAGAGUUGGACAAACACUUAUAGAUCAGCACUGUCCAAGUACUCAACACACUGAAUGUCAUUUACAUCAUGAAGAGUUAAAAUUACACUUUGGGAGUUGAAAUCGGCGGUGACGUGUUAAACAUGUCAACACUCAAAUGUUUGCUGUGUGUGAAGCACAACAUGAAAAAAACUAUUCAUUAUGCAGAGAGCCCAAAUUUACCAUGCUGGGUUAUAGACAUGCACUCCAGACACAUGAGCAAAAACCCCUGACCUUUGUUCUGGACUUGUGGUUCGGUGAUAGUCUCGUGUCUGCCAAUAACUUUCAAUCUGGUUUAAAGCAGGAGGAGAUUAUCCAAUAGUAAAAUGUCAUCCUCCUACUAAUACUGACUCAAUACUGACUCAAGACAGAUCAAAGUGGUCUGUUUUCAGCGAACUGUGGAUGCAGCUGUAAAGCACGAGUUUGUAGUCUGAUUCUCUUUCUUUAUCUACGAUCGAGGACUCAGAGAGGGUCAAACUGCCUCCACAGUCGUAUGAUCUUUAUAAUACUUUGACUCCUCAUUAUGGGAGCAGAGCUCCAUUUCGCUCCCACUGGUGCCGACCCAAGAACAAACACUUGACUUUUGUGAGGCUGUGGAUAUUUUGUCAUUUUCCAGGCACAGCUUUUCAACCUAAGAAGGAGACCUCCACAUUUUUCUUGUUGGGCUUACGUGCCCUGUAGUGGAUAGUGGAUAGUGGAUAGAGUUUGCAAUUUAGUCCACUUUUCCAGAGUGGUGGCCCAAAGUGGUGGCACUUUGAAAAUACAUGUGUGAAAAAAUAAAUCCAAACAUUAUUUGUGUGAUUUGAUCACAGCUGUUAAUGUCUGAUGCCUUUUCUCGAGCAGCAUUCAACCCCGUCCAUCAGCUGUCCACUUUGAGCACACACAGCCUCUCCUUCUGUUGUUUACUUUAUAAGAACUGGCAUCCCUCUGAACCUGUUUCUUCAUGUCAUCUUGAUUUCACUGUGAUGCCGAGCGGUGAGGAAGCUCCUGAAAAGCGUCACAUCAGAUUUGUGCUUUUGGAAAUAGAUGACAGUGUUAUCAUUGCGGAGCACUUUGGCGUUCAGAAGAAUAAGAUGCCAGAAUAUGUCUCAUUUAGUCAUCGAUGAUUUAACAUCCGCCUGAUAAUGAUGAGGUGAAAGGCAUCCCCUGCUAUCAACUCCGAAGGCUGCAGUGUCAGAACAAGUAGCGUAAUGGAUAUGACACCACUUGACGGCUCUUAUGUCAUGUGUACAGUGCUGUCAUUUGAACGUCUAAGUGACCAUGUCAAAUUAGUUUCGAGCCACUUAUCAUGUCACUGUUUUUCAAUUUUACGGCCUCAGGCUCAUCAAUUUUGUUUAGCAUUAAGGGCAUUAUUUUGAGGUUGCUGACAGGCUCCUGACAGUUUCUAAAUGAUGUUUCACAUCUUCCACCGGUUCAUUCGUUAAAAGCCUGGCUUUUGGCCAGAUGUCGCUUCACUUGCCAGAGCAAGCACAGAGUCAGUCUGGCUUCUCUGCAUGCAUGACAUCCACUACCUCCACCGGUACUGAUGAAGUUACUUGACUGCUCUCACAUUAGUGAGAUGGAGCUUUUACAAAUGUAAGUGCUGUGAUUAGUACUCUGAGGCGCAUCUACGGCCUGAGCAGCAUGAAGUCAUGGGGAUUUUUUCAAGGCCAUUUAUGCCGGCCGAUGACUCAAGAUAAAACCACCCUGAUCGAUAGAGGGAUCGGUUUGAGAGCGCUAUCAGUCUUCAUUUUUAUUCCCCUCUUUCACCCUGCCUCUCAAAUAAAGCAAAGAUAUGUCUCAUAUGUUGUACAUCAGGUGAGACUGAGGGAAUGUGGAUUAAAUGGAACUCAAAAGAGUGUGCAGUUUUGGAGAUUUAUGAUCUUGUGUUGUUUUCCCUACAGCAAAGAUCCAGUACCAGCCAGCCCUGCCCAGCCACAGAGAAUUCCUCACUCAGAACAUGCCUGUGGGCCACAUGAUAAAAUUCAUUAUUACCUACCAGACGGUGAGUAGCAGAAAAUAAAUCACCACAUAACUGAGGUUUGCAUGAAUACUGUUGAUACCGGUGCAGAAACAAACCUUGUAAACAUUAAGUCUUUGUCUUCUCAACAUUUGUUGCAGCUUGUAUGUCUUAGUCUCCCUCAAAGGGCUUAUCUCUGAAUAAUCUGACAUCAUUUGAAUGUUUCAUGAACCGAACAUUUGGGACUUUUGACGACAAAACAGAAAACACUUUUUUAGGUGUUAUUUAAAACCAUUUGUUACCACAUGAUGCGAUUCAGGACACUUGUCUGUUGCUCUUUUCAGCAAAGCGAUUUAUGAGUGGACAGUGAGCUAAUGAUGGCGACUUCAUGUUUCAUAAUUGAUCGUUCCCUGCCAGGACUCUUGCAUACUCACGCUGGGUUAUAUGUAUGGGGAUGUUUGAAUAAGCAGGAGAGGAAAUUACAAUAUAUUACACAUUACUGCUCAACUGAAUUAGUGAGGGGAAUAAGACCGAUGAGAGGGGUGCCGUGUUUUCUCCCCUGUAAAAUGCCAGAGUGUUCCCCCAGCAGUGGCAUCAGCUGAAUCGAGGGGAAAAUGGUUUUUAAAUAUGUAUUUGUUUACCUUCUUUAUAGCAUCGAGAGCCUGUGGCAGACAGCAGCAGACUUUGUACAAAAGAGCUUCUGGCACCAGAGACUUGAUUUGUUUAAUCUUUUCCAUUCUGCACUUUACAAGCACACAUUUAAUUAACAAAUUGCCCUCACCUUGUUAGUAGAUUAAAUUUGUCUACUGUAAUGAACACAAAAUCAUUUGUCCUCAUGCAAACUCUUAUGAGAUCUCUGUCUUGGUGUCCUGCCAGGAUGCCUUCAAAUACUGAAAUAGAAAUGAAUAUACCAGCCACUGAUGUGACGUGUUCGAUCCUCCAGUCUGAGACGUUUGUUAGGCUGCUGCAACAUCAUUGGUGGGCUUACCACGUAGCUAGGGUUUGGACUUAAGUGACUGAAACAUAUAUAUAUAUAUAUAUAUAUAUAUAUAUAUAUAUAUAUAUAUAUAUAUAUAUAUAUAAUUUAUUUAUUUAUUUUACUAAAACAGCACAGGGGAAUUAAAGGUUUGACGUUUCGUAUCUUCAUCCCUCAAAUACAGUAAAGCCAUCAGCCGGUGGGGGUGCAGAACAAACAUUUAAAGCUUUUAAAACCUUUGAGAUACUAUAAGACUGAAGCUGAAAACUUUUGUCAAACUUUACAACUGUGUCCAAAAGUUUGUGGUGCACCAAAGUUAACCCUCCCUCAAUUUGUUUAAGUGUUUGAAAUUCCAUCCGUAAUUUAUGGACCGUAUAAAUUCAACCUCAAAUGAACUUAAUUGGCAUAAAUGUCAAAACAAUAUUGAAAAGCAUCACAUGAAACAAAAUACAAGCUCUUCAUUAAUUGAAACGGAGAAGCCCAGCACCACAGAAGAAGAGUGUGUAUGAGGCGGCAUGUGUUGGUGUCGUAUCGAUCUGCCAUAAAAACUGAUAUUUAUAGAGAGAAGAGAACUGCUUCAGUCAGUCAGUACUUGUUGAACUAUUCUUGAGGGUACAGGGUAUGUUUGGGAAAUGUUCCAGUUUGUCUCUCUGGACCCGGGUUCGGGAGGUGUCUCAGUUUGUCCUUGAGUAUCCCGGUCAGGUCAUGUGAUGUCGUCUAACAUCUGUGAUUUGGUCAUUUCUUGUUUUCACUUUGUCACACAUCGUGUCUCCUUUUAUUUCUCGUUAGUUUCACCUCUGAGUGUAUUUAGUCACUGACCCUCUGGGCCAGUUGGUUAAGUCUGUUUUCACACCUGUUUUUGCCUGUUUUGUUGGACCGUGUUAUUUUCCUUUGGAUGCUGAUUUCCCUGGACUCUGACAGAGGAAGCUUUUGUUUCGGCCUUGUUGUUCAUAAGAUCUAUUUUGAUGGUCACCAUCUGGGCUCUCUUCCUUUCUAUUACAGCCCAACAACAUGACAAUCUGUCCUCUGUCACACCGUGAGUAGACUGUCAUCUUCUGUUGCAGCCACCUCUGUCUAAGGCCAGCUCUCUCUGUACAAGGACUGUUUACUCUGGUGGCAAAACCCCAAAUCCAGAUGAGUUAGGAGUGUAUAAAAUGUGGAUUAGAAGUGAAAUUGAUUGUAGAAUGAGCUGUUCAUCAAUGCUUUAGAUGACUCAUUCAGAGCCAACUUGUCACUAAUAUUCAUGCUUUUUUUUCUUUUCUUACACCAGUCAAUGCUUUCAGCCGUCCUUAACAUCUGUCAGUGAGCUUUAUACAUGUCAUGUUAACAUAUGAUCUGUCCAGUCAUGGGUCAUAUAUAUUCUGUAUUCUGUAAGAAAAUCAGCUGAAGUUGUAAUUUACAACAAUUUGGUCAUUUAUCGCAUCAGUUCCUCUCACUUUCCUUUUUUUUUCAGUUAGCUUGUUAAUAGUCGAGUAUCGUCCGGCUGUCCUGAGGCUGUCUUGGACUUGAUCAUGGAUGGACUAAAUUCGGGUUUUAGUCUUUGGUACACGGUGCUCAGAGAAAGAAGCUUAAUGCCAAACUCAAAGCACUGACUUUUUGAACAAUGCCAGCAGGUCCAAAAUCUCAGAGUAAUAUUUGAUUCAGACUUUAGCUUUGAGCCACAUAAGAGAGAGAGACCCCACAAAAAGCUUUUGACCACCUGAAAAAUAAUGUUAGAGUACAACCGUGUCUCUCUGAAGCCAAUGUAGAGACUAGUUCAUGCUUUUAUCACAUGCAGAAAUGACUAUUGUAAUCCUCUUAUUCUGGUCUAACUAAAAAGAACAUCUCUCAGCUUCAGCUGCUCGAUGCUGACGAUAUGAGCCUGCGGGAAACCUCAGGUCUUCAGGUCUUUUAAAAGUUUCUAAAGUAAAAAGGAAGAGUCAGAGUGAAGCAGCUUCUUAUUAUUACGGCCCAGGUCUGUGGAACAGCCUAUCUGAAGACCUGAGGAUGGCACAGAGUCUCCAUGUUUGUAAAAGCACCAGUCUGGCUUUUAACUGAAUGUUAUUUCUUUUGCUGACCGAGGGUUAGUUUCAUUUUAUUGAUCUUAUUUUGUGAGUAUUAUUUUUAAAUUUGUUCUCUUAUACCAUAUCUUAUAAUUAUUUAUGUAUUUAUACUGCUCUACUGUCCUUUUUGUAUUUUUCAUGACUAACAUUUAACACUCUAUUAUACCUCUUUAUUUCCUCUUUAAGCACUUGUGAUGGUGUUCUCUCAGUUUGGUCAGUUUUGAUUGAUUGAUUGAUUUUAAAGUUGUUAUUAUCAUUUUUCCUUCCUUUUCUUAUUAUGAACAGCACUUUGCCUGACACCAUCAUUGUAUGAAUAGUGCUUUAUAAAUAAAUAAAUAAAGAAAUAGUGAUUGAUUGCUUAAUGUCGGGUCUGUGCAGAAGGCCUUAGGUCUGUCUGGCUCACAGAGAUGGUUCCUUCAGCUCUCGGCAGGUCAGGGCUAAGAGGUUACAUAAACGUGGGUGUUUGCAAAAUUUAAUUGAACCCUUAUCUGUGGGGACCAUGCUGUGCUCUGCUUACAUUGUUUGGUUAUUUCCCCUGGACAUGGAGGAUGUUUGGAGAGGACUUGGCAUGGAGAUACUCUGUGACGGUUUUAUCCAGUUCGUCAAAUUCAGUUUCUGGUUUUAGUCGGAAACAAGUUACCACAACCAAAAAGAAAGCAGUUCUUGUUCUAAAAAAAAAAUAAAAUAUAUAUAUAUAUAUAUAUAUAAUUUCAACUACUUCUCAGUAUGAACUUGUAGACAACAAGAAAAACAUAAUUUUCAUCUGAGUGGGUCUUUAAACCAGAUUCAGUAGGUUUUGUUUUUCGAAGUCACUGUUUUGCUGUUUUGCUGUUUUUAGGUUCGCUCCUGUUUUCAGUCUUGCCUGUGAAGAUAGGACUGGGACAUCUGUGGCUGACAGGUUGAGUGGGUUGUGUCAGUUUGGCAUUGGUGAUCAGUAAUGAUGAUGACAGUGACAAUAUUGGGAGUAAUUAGGAUUGUGGAUGAUGAUUGAGGUGUUAAAGACGUUAACGAAAAUAACAAUUGAAAGGUUGCAGCUUCCAGACAACUUGUGCAUUGCCUCUAUUUAGUUACUGCAUAUCAGAACCAGGACCUACUUAUGCUGUUCUUUCCUGUCUAGCCAAUACUAGCAACUACUUAUUAACUGAAAAAACAAAAUGCACCACUUCAGAAGCUACAUAGCCUUCUAAAGACUCGGAGAACCAAAGUCUUGUCUUUGUAACUUCAGUCAAACUAAAUAUCUGGUGUGUUAUAUUUUAGUUUUUCUGUCUCUGAUCUCUAACAUUGCUGAGUUUUGGUUUCUUAUUUGUUUGUUUUCCUAUCCUGUUAAAGUUUAAUUCUCAGGUCUGAGAGGUGAGAAACGCUUGAGCGUGUAAAAGGCAAUUAAGGCUGUUUUAGUACACACGAAUUCGAUCGUCCUGAUGUAUACUUACAAUCCGCGGUUCAAACCCGUGUAUUGUAAGUGUUUGUAUGGUGGGUGGAGAUGCACAGUGACCCUGAUCAAAAGCAAAAACAUGUUAAAAAUAUUUAUCACAAAAAACGAAGCACUGAAGUGUUUUUCCUUUGGCAAAGACCCUUUCAGAUGUAUUUUUCAGCUCUCAAAAGUGCUUUAACUCAGAAAUGUCAUCGACUGCACUUCUGAAAGACCUAAAUGGCGUGGUGGACAACUGCACCGUAUCUACAGGGAACACUGGGUUGUUGAUAUUGCCUUUAAGCCCCGGGGCAAACAUGUUUUUGCAGAGUGGUAUUUGCUGUUUGAUGAUCUGAAGGUACUUCUAUGAAAUGAACAAAGUGAAAACGGCUGAAUGAGGAAUGUUUCUGAUUAUUCAGGGGAACUCACCUUGAGAUAAUUCUCAAUAAGAAAUUUCCCAAGUUCAUAUUCCCAUAAUUAGCAUAUAUUGCACCUCAUUUAUCAUUCAGCAAAAGCACAAUCGUGGGAUGCCUCCGAGGCUCAACAAACUCUAAAUGACAAAGCAGCCGACUUCACUCUUGGAGACGAGCCUGAGUCUCCAUUUCUUCAGAUUUUUUCUAAGAUUGUGUGUGUUCUUAUUUCUCUGUUUGUGGUUGAACACAACAAAUUUGUUUGACAUUUAGUCGGGUUCAGAAUAACAGCAAUAACGGCGGUAAUGAUAGAGGUCAGAGUAAUGAUGGCCCACCAGCUCGGAAACAAAGAUAAUUCUGAUGUUUGCAAUUGGAGUCAAGCAGGUCUACAGCAGCGUGGUCUGCAAUAACAACCUCAGGAAACCUGCACAGUUACUCUAUCAAAGGUUCAAAGACAAACCUAUUAUCAGGACCUCAAUUUAAAAACGGAGCUUGGUGAAUCAGGUCCUCCUUAGCAUUAAGACUGAAGCGGCGUAACCAGAUGUUGUUCUGAAUCAAAUCGGACCAGCCCUGACUGUUGAACAGAAACCUUCACCUGCAAAAGAAGCUGUUCUUCAGGACAGGAUCUUUCAGGAGAUUCAAGGAACCACAUGCAGGACUCCAUUCUAAGUGGGUAAUGGUCGAUUACUCCUCAAGCCAGCCAUGUGAGCGGUGUGUGACAGCUGCACGCCGUCUGCACAUGCCGACACGUGUUGAUGUUCUGGCAGCUGGCCGCUCAAUCCAAGCCGUGUACGGUUCUUUGACAGCUGACAGGUUAUUGAUCUUGUAUCAACAAUAUUUACAUCCAGAUCAUGGCAACACAUCAUUUACAAAGGGGAGGCCUGAUCUGGUUCUGCAUUUGGAAAAGAUCUGAAAUCUAUUAUAAAAUACAUUUCUUCUUGGUUUAAAGUAAAUUACAAAAAAUUAUAAUAUUAGUACUUUUAGCCGCUCGUAUAGAUAUAACUGGUCAUGGUUUGCAGCGUAUAUACUUCUGAAUGAGACCAAGUGCCAUUGCAUCUGAUAUGACACAGAAGUCCUAUUACAAAAAUAUUAAAAAGAUUAAAUCUAUUAAAUGCAUCAGUAAAAAAACAGGUUUGGCUUUGAUAAUUCACAUGUAGACACAAACAGACACAAAGAAUAUAUCCUGUUACCCUAUAUUACCCGCUAGGCCUGAACGAUAUAUCGUUUGACUAUCGUCAUCGCGAUGUACGUGUGUGCGAUACUCACAUCACAGAGCCUGCGAUAUUGGAGGUGAAUUAACUCAUUUAAUUUCAAGGGUAACUGACUGAGAUACACUCCAUGUGACUCUGCAUGUGCUGUGCAGCGAUCCACCAAUCGCCUUCGUCCUUAACUCAGUUGCCAAUCAGACUCACUUCUCAGUUGCCAAUCAGACUACCCUGCCAGCUGUCAAUCAAAAUCAGGGAGGAGAAAACCCACCCCUGCACAUGUUCUGCACAUGGAGGGAGACGUGUGUCCGCUGAGAAUUACUUUCGGAACUUUACUCAUGACUAUUAAGCCCAACAAAUAAGAACUGUAUGGGUUUUAAAGUGUACAUUUCCGUGGACCACUCUACUAUAAGCAGUGCGCGUUUUGCGAGGUGCAUGCAAUUCUCGGAGGACAUGCGUUUCUCGGCACAACACCGCUAACAACAACAACAACGAUCGCAAAAUGAACAACGAACAAGCGAAAACCACCGAAAAUGAAGAUUUGUUGCCAAAAAGAAAAGGAAAGUCAGUUAUCUGGAAUUAUUUCGGUUAAAAGAAGGAUGAUGUCGACCAAAACACGUCUUCUGUGUUCAUCUGUUGCCACAAUAACGUCCCAGCACAAUAAAAGCUAAAAAUAUCUCUGAGACAGACAGAAGCCGUUCUACUAACAUUCACAAAAAGAGGUAAGAUCAGAGCAGAUUAACUGUCCUCAAGAUUUCAGCAGUGCAGCAUAACAUUAAGUGAUAUUCAGGUCAUCUGGUGAAAAUACUGUAUUUUUAAUAUCGCAAUAUAUAUCGCAGGGUUGAAAAAAUCGCAAUAUUAUUUUUUUCCAAUAUCGUGCAGCCUUAUUACCCGCUUUCUCUCAAACAGGCUGAAACACUUUGCAUCAUGAUUUGCUGGUUGAUUGAGAGCAGCGUGGAUAAAACCCACUAAUCUGUGUGGUGAAUCCGACUCUUUAAGAGAGUAAGACUAUUUCAUUAAUGUUUUAGUAUCUACGUGCUGUGAAGGUCUAUGUGUAAAAAUAAAAUCACACCUCGUUUAAGUUUAGACCAAUGCACAAGGCAUGCAACCCAUUCAUCCCGUAAGCCGAGGUCUCAGUGAGCAGCCAUGCUUGAGAGCUAACCGAAGGGAAGUGUGCUGUGCAAAUUAACCUUUUUUUAAAUACAACAUGAGUCACUGACAUCUACUCUAAAGGACCUGAGGAAUUAAUUCAGAAGUGAAAACUAAAUACAGCAACUAUGAACUUAGCUUCCCCUUAGAUUCCCAGCAGGUGGAAAUCCGACACUUUGAUAGCAGCUGGCAGCAAAGAGAGAACAUGGAGCUGACUUUGCAGUUCGCUGGGAUACUCUUGUCACAUCACUUGUGCAAAGUGAAGGAUUUUACUUUUCCAGGACACAGUUUCCUGUCUGAGGUGAUGUACUCCACAGCAGGGGACAAAUCCAGGAUCAUAAAGUUGUCCCAAAAUCCAAUACACCUAUGUCUUCACUAACCUGGGACUUGGUUUCCUUUCUUUGUUGGGUCAUUUGCCAGGGCACCGCCUGCAGCAGCUGUGUCCUAUCUGCAUUAUAUAGAGCUUAUAUUGAGCUUAUGUGCAGUCAGUCUGUUCUACAGCCUGAGGGAACCCUGUAAUAAGGCAAACCUGUUUUCAGCAGUGAAUUAUCGUGGGUCAGCAGGGCAGGUGACAGGUGACACCGGGUUCACUGAGGUAGAAUGUCCAUGUGUCACCCCAAACAACAUCCAGUAAUGCUGCAACUAUGACCAAGUCGCUGAUACAGGCCUGACAAGGGCAGGAUUCUCGCUGUGACUGUGUGUGUUUGCAGGACUCAAUCAAGCAAUCUUGUGCAGCAUGCUGUGCACUGGUUUUGCCAGGAGCUGCCCCUCCUCCUCCUCCUCCUCCUCCUCCUCCGAGUGUCUUCUGAGGUCCAGGAUUGGAUGAAGAUGUGCCACGUUACUUCACGCUUGUUGAUCAUACAAAUUGGCCUCCCUGACAGUUUUCUUUGGCAAGACAGCCGAGAUGUUCUGAAAAAACAAACUGAAACAAACAAAAAAUAACAGCCAAGAGUCAAAUUCUGUGAUUCAAAAUGCUUUUGCUACUUAAAAUUUAAACAGCAAGAAAUUGGCCUUUCAUAAUUCUUAUUGCGACACAUGAGAGAGUGCAGGCACACUACAGCGCACAGAUAAGUUUGGAUUUUUCCUUUUUUAUAAUUAAGUUAAAUUAUUCCAGGAAUUAUUAAGUGAAUUCUGUUCGAAAACUCGUCAGUAUUCAUCAUCAUAAAAACUAAAAUCUAAAAAACUCAGGGCCUGAUUCCCUAGGAACGGAUUGAAGCCUCUGAUAGAACUGUAUUCCUGCGCUCUCUGCUCCGACUCAAGGUCUACUUCACUAUUCAAAUAGCACUAAUGGUAUUCAAGACCAAAAAGGCCCACAAAGUUCUUCAGCUCUGUGCUGUUUACUCGACAUUUGCAUUUUAUCGUGACCUAGGUGAGGUGGAUUCAUCUCUACGCCCUGCUGCAGAGAGCUGCCCUGUGCACUCUCAUCCUGAAGGCUCUUAAUUCCACCCUUACAGGUGAUGAUCUGGAUUACAGGGAGACUCCUUACCUCGGGUCCUGGACUAUGUCACUUUAUCCUCGUUGUAGAAGUCCUGCAAACAUUGUGUUUGCUGGUAGUCUGUUGGCAUCUACAGUAGCACCAAUGCUUUUGACUUUCACCUUGACUGGGCCCCAUUUGUAAUGAUCUGAAGUAUUUAUCUGCAUUAUACCUGAAUUUAAUUGGAACGAUACGAGCGAGCAGGAGCGUCUGUUUGUGGGCAGGGCUUGAGGGGAGGGGAGGAGCUAAGGGGAAAACUGGUUGGGAGGGGUAGAGUUUACAUUCAAGAUUUCUCCCAACUUCCUCAGAUCCUGACUACAACACCUUUAACCCUUGAUUAUUAAAAAAAAAAGGUGUGCACAUGUUCUACUUUUAGGUCAUUUAAAGGUGGAAUUGUGAUAACUGUGAUUGUGUUAACUGGAGAGUUUGUGCAUAACUAUAUUUUUAAAUACUCACAUAAUUACCACCAAAUCUCAGCAGACAGUAAAUAUUAUACACUAAAUGCACCAGGCUGUCAAAGCCAGUUUUUGAGAUUAUUAUUAUUAUUUUUUUGUUUGUUUGUUUUACAAUGAGGCAUAUUUGCAUAGAAAGGGUCCACUUUGGCUCCAAAUAUAUGCAUAAUGACUCAUUAAAAUGUACGCCCAAGUUACUGGAACAUCAGGACAGAAUUUGUUCUGCAGGGUAAUCGGUGAAACAUUUAAUUUUUUGCCUCUGAUUUGUGAUUGAUCAGAUGUUUUUCUGACCCAUUUGCAAAGGUGAAGCAGACCAAAAAAAUGUGCAGUUCUCCAGUGAAUCAAUCUCCAGUGUUCUUACGCUUGGAUUGUUUGGAGACGGUCCAGAAGACGUGUCAUUUGCAAACACAGCACAUGCAGCGAGCAGAGAUCACUCAAAGGUGUUCUCAGUUUUCUUCCAAUUAAACCCUGCUCACUGUUUGUUUGCAGUAAGAACAUAAUCCACCCAGCAACCAGUACAAACAGCUGCCUGACUCAUCCCACUGGUGGUAGUAGGCUUAUCAUAAUAGAUGCUCUAAAUACAGAAACUAGAAAAAGACAGUGACCCACGACUCAUUUUGUUGGAAAGUUACCUGGCUAAUGCUGGUUGGUGUGUUUGAGUGGCCUUUCCAUAUUCAGUUGUGAUGAUUGUGCAUGGCUGUUCUGACCUGUGCGGUGGCAAAAUGUGGCUGUGACUUAAUCCUCAUUAUCCUCAUGAUGCGGCCUUAUUAGUUGAGUUUUCUCCUGGUUUUGUAACUUUAUUUUAUUUUCCAACUGUUUCUGUUUUUCUUUAGUUUUUCACUGUUUGAUUUCAGGGAAUCAAAAGGCAUAAGAAGUGGAUAUAAAAAUGUUAGAUUCAUUGUAAAUUCACACAUUGACAAGAUAUUCAGAGGGAAUCUGCACGGAUGGAUAAAUGGAAACUCAUUAAAAAUACAAACACAUCCGGAUGCAGGCAUGCUUAUGCAAAUGUAAAUGCACAACCAGAACCACGGUAGUUUUGGCUGAUCCAAGAACUGCUGCAAUAAUUCUUCUGGUAGUAAGAUUAAGAUCAUCCAAAAGGAGCACUAUGCAUUGCCUGGAAAUGUCACAGUGAAAUGUCAUUUGGUGCACACUCAAAACAGUCUGCUCUCUUUUUAGUAUUUGCAGCCACACGGUUGCUAAAAGGCUACACAUCGUGUGUGCAAGAGGGUCAAAUAUUUAUUAUUUUAUGAGAUAUAUGGAAGUCUCGUGCUAUUUAAGGAGGAAAUUAUACAAUCAGUCUUAAACAAGUCAGUGUUACAUUUAGGACCCUAAGCUCCGCUGUAAAUGGAUGAGUGCAUGUGUUUUCAGCUCAGAUCUAUGAUCUUUAAUUUGAUGGUUUCAGUGCUGGUCUGCUUCAAUGAGACCUAGUGUGCACCCUCUCCAUAAUGGAAGAAGCAAAACAGCCCGGCCUAUUCAAUCUUGUGGAUCUCUCAGUUAUAACUAUGAGGCUUUCUUCCCACACAUGCACUGUAUCCAAGCCUUUUUACUACUAAAGACUAUCACUGGGAUGGUGGGAAUUAUUAAAUCUUGCAGUAACCCUGACAAGCACUGAAGAUUUGUUUGAAACACAUGAAGGACGGCUCUGAUUGAAUAAAUUCUUAAGUGCAAACUUCCCUCAUUGUUAUUGAUGUUGUUUAAGUGGAAAACAGAAGGUAUCUGUACACGUGUAAGAAAUGAACAAAAACACACAGUUGUCUUUUUCCACAGAAUGUUCUUGGGGGAGGCUCCCAGAAGGAAGAGCGUUGCGUUUGGUCCUUUGUGAAGCCUUUCACAGUGAUCAGCAGACGUUUCUCUGAUAUCACCUGUUAAUGUGACCAUGUCAGCGACCCCAAUACCCAGCAAUGACGAAUUCGUUUUAGGAUACAUGUUUUUCAACGAAUCGAAUGGAGUUCAGUGGUGUGCUCAAGGGUGGUGACAAAGUAUCUCCACAUAAUGUCAACUGAGUUUUUGUCUCUUCACAGUAAAUCAGUUCAGGAAAAGAAAUGUCUCAGUGAAUAUCAGGGACAUGAUGAAUGAAAUCACUUUCGCAGGUUUUUAAUGUCAGCGAGCUUUCUGUUGCGUUCCGGUCUCUUCAGACACUCAGACUGAAGGUAACAGCGUUAUGAUUUGAGUGCUUGUGCAUGUGAUUUGAGGUUGUUUGCUUUUCUAUUUCUCUUCAGGCUUUCUGGAAGGACAAAGGCUUCUCUGGAGAAAUAGUGACGGGAUCCUCCACUGACUGUCCAUUCUGUGUGACCUUUGAUGCCACCAGCCCCAGCGGUAACGCCGCGUUGGUGGGUUUUUUCGCAGGGGAGCUGGCAACGCAUUGGACAUCAAGAGAGGUAGUGGCUCUUUGACACAGAUUCAGACAUUAUGACCACUAAACAACUCUGAAUCUCACCUCACAGCAGUACCUGUCAGUUAAGGGGAUAUGUGAGGGAGCAAGUGAUCGUUUGUGUUCAAAGUAGACGUGUUGGUAGGCGGACAAAUGGACAAGCAGAAGGAUGUAAGAGAUUGUCUGUGGCUCGCUGUCUGGCUCUGAGCAUCCUCGGGGCUGCAGAUCUGAUGGGGUGUUCCAGGUUUGCAGAGGUCUGUGCCAAACCAAAGUGGACCGAGGACUGAAAACUGUUUAUUGGGUUCUGGGAGUUUCCUGAUGCCUGUGCUGAGCAGAGGAUGGGUUAGUAAAACUCGCUGCUGCGAUAGUUAACAUUGGUUCUGAGAGAGAGCACUGCAUAGUGACAGACCAGUCACUUUGCACCAAGGUUCUUACAAUGGCCCCAUGACUAUCAGGAUUGGACCACAGAGCGAUGGAAGAUGGUGACUUAAAGAAAAAAACGUGUUCGCUUUUUUCCUAGUUCUCAAUCCAAUCAAGAAUCUGUGAUGGACGGUCAAAUCUGAUCCAUGGAGGCCCCACCUUAAAACGUACAGGGCUUGGAUUAUGACUUAAAGUAUUAAAAGUUCAUUAAAGAUUUAUCAACAUUUAAUGUGCCGUAAAGCAUUGACUUAAAUCUGAGUCACAGCACAACAUGGCACCAUGUGAAGAGAGUAAGGUCCAAGCCAUCUGACCCUAAACCAUAAGACAGAGAUACUCCGUUAUCUUCAGAGUUUCCAUUUUUUAGUCCAAUGAUUUCGCUCAGAAAUCCACUUUCUGGCAUUAUAAGAUGAUUUCCUAUGAUCAAUAAAUUCAUUUAAAAUCCAGAAAUGUUCAACCUUGGUCAAGGCUCCAUAACCAAGAAUUACUGCAUCAGUAUAUCAGAGUUCAGGUGUUUUGCUUUGAUGGCGGCCUCCAGCUGUUCUGUAUUUUUUUAGUGUUUCUCAUCCUCCUCUUGACAAAUAUCCCAGAGAUCACAGACUUGAAACCAGUGGGCAUGAGAUUUUCCACCAAGAGCCAUUCUUGAUCUCUAACAAGUUGCCUGGCGAAAUGUCAAAGAUUUCAUUAGCUUAACUCUAAAGUCUGCAUUUUUAUGAGACACAGAGUUAAUGAAAUGAAGCGUGGGCAUGUCGCUGCCUUUGUUGGCAUUAAACCCCGGUGCGUAGCAGCAGUAGGAUUGUAGGCUUAUGCUCUCGUGUUUUCUCUCACGCAUGUUCAGGGUUAACCAUGGUUGAUGUCCUAGGUUGUGACAAAGCCAACAUUGUGUGCAUUGUCGUAAUGAUGUUUGUGUGUUGAACAUAUUCCUCAGGGACAGAAUUCAGAAAACUGCAUGUGAGACUGAAAAAGUGCAGCAUAUAACUGCAGCGGGAUCGCUGCUGUCUUUAAUGAACUAUAGUGGGUGGAGCUGUACAGGUUUUUUAAGAUUUACAGUCAACACUCUUUGGUUGUUGUCAGGAAAAUAAAGAGUAGUUUUUUUGUAAUGGAUAUCCUCGUAGUAACACAAUUUUAAGCGCUGAUUAAUUCUCCCUGCAACAGAUUCAGCACAGGGUCCUUACAGGCUGAUUUUUGGUUAUGCUGCACAGUGAUAAGGUUCAUAAGGUUCAUACGUAACCAGUAAUUGAAUACUGCCAUAGAAAGCUGUAAUUGUCCUGGUCUCCCAUGCACUCUUUUUGCACACCCUGACCUCUUUCUUUUCCUUGUUUUCCUCAGUGUUGACAUUUUCAUUUAGUCCCAGUGCUUUCUCUCUACCUGAAAAAUAAAUAAAUCCAGCAUUGUCUCUUGUGUUGUUUUGGCAUUUGGUCAUUAGCCUGACUUGCUACAGCGCUCCAGAGCUGCUGUCUCCCUGCUGUGCUGUGCUGUGCUGCACAAGCUGCUAAAUAAUUAACCCCUGCUCGCUGACUCUCGCUGCUAAACAGAGGAACAAACUGUUAGUGUAUGUGUGACAGGUAGACGUCAUUUACAGGGAGAGAAUGUGCAGUUUAGAUAUGGUUCUAAUAUAUACAUCAAUUUUUUAGUUAAAGCUCCACUCAGGAGUUUUGAGACACAAAAAGAAUUUAUAUAGUCCAAAGAUCCACACUGGGACACAUGUUUGAGUGUUGAAAAGACAGAGUAGGAUUAUUCAACAUAAAUUACACAUGAAGAGAAGCGGAUAAACAUAGAGAACAAAGGUACUGCUUGGUUCAUGGGGGGUGCCAAGCCAGAAAAAACACAAACUUUUCUUACAGGACCUUUACAGAACAGAAAUUUAACAUGAUCAUAUAUAAUCGCCCAGUCUAUAUCCAAAUAAACACAAAGUCAACCAAUAAUAUCAAAUGUAAAUGGCUGUCUGUUGUUUUCAGGAAUCUGGUGAGUCUGUACACGAGGGGUGCUUCAGUGCAUCCAAAACAGACAGGACUCUGUAUUGGAAAUCAUGGCACUUUGCACAGUUAACACACAUUUUGUCACUGCUACCAUGCAAAGAGGAAACCACAAAAAUAUGAUUCGCCACAAAAUAGGAUCUCAAGACGCUUAACAAAAACAGCUGGGCUAGAACAAACUCUGAAUGAUAUUUACAGGAAGACCCAAUGUGAGGAUGAGAUCAGAUUAAGUCUCAUCUAGUAGGAACAUAUACAUGGAGAGGAAACAUAAUCCUUUGUAACCAGACUCAUGUUGGUCAUCUGGCUGUGGGAGACCAUGAGAACGUGACAAGAUGAGUUGAGGUGGGAUUGACCAUGAUCAGAGAAAGAGGGAAGGAAAUAACCCUAAAUGACCGAGGGAGAUGAAGAAAGAGACGGACAGAGACCAACAACAUCAACAACUAAAACAUUCAAAUCUAAAAUCUUUCAGUAUUUGAUUUGUUGUCUUUACUCUAAGCUGUAGAUGAGUUUCAAACGGUCAUAUUUGUUUUUAUUAGACCUCUGAGAGCAGUUUGCUUUGACUCGUCAGAGUUGACCUGAAGGACUGUAUUGAGGUACUGUGCCCUCAGUGCAUCUCAGAGCAAUAACUUUACUGUACUUUAAGUUAAAGGUAAAGUGACAGAGAUGAGGAACCUUAGAAAAUUUAGCAACAUCUGUCCGCAUGAUUUAUGGAGAUGUGUCCUAGCAGCCCUCAGGCCUUAGCUGCUCUGUAUAUAACUCACCGCGGCCACUAAUGCAACCAGGACUGUGAGCUGACCAUGUUUGAGUUAUUCAAAUUGACUGCUGCUCCCUGUGUCCAGCGUGGAAUGGCUCUAGAAAAGGCAUUCAUAAUUCAGCAGCCUGCUGUUACGAUUCUGAGUGAUGAGCCGGUGUAAUGUAAGUACCAUGUUGGCUCAGGAGUUUUCUUUUGUUUGCAGGGUGGAGAGAGAAGAGAAGCUGUGGUUUCCAGCCUGGUCAAAUACCUGGGCCCUGAGGCUGCAUCUUUUAUCCACUAUGAAGAGAAAGUAAGUGGUUCUGUUGCGAGUAUGUGGUGUAAUAACAGCACAAUGAUUUGGUUUCAGGCAGAGAUGAGUAUUGCUUUUUACGGUCUCAUUUUUACCAGGAUAGUCACCUGAACUUGGACAAAUUACUUAAUUGAAAGACAUCACAGGGUAGUAAAUACACGGCAAAUGAGUUUGGUAGUAGGCAAUGUCCUUCAGUUACCUCAGUAAAUCAGCAAAGACAGCACUGUGGAGAGCAUUGUGGGAGAGUUUAAGCUUAAUUAUAAGUGAAGUCAAAAGGACUUUUACAGUUUCAUCUCCCAAAAGUGUUAAGAGAGGGAAUAUUUGACUGAGAUGUGAUAACUAAAGAAUACAACACAAUGUAAUACAAGAGCUUUAUUGAUCCCUAAAGAGAAACUUCUUUGUCUGGAAUCUCAAUCUUUGGUCCUUCAAGGUGUUUUGAAGUGGAUGAUCCAUAUUACAAGUGCCUCAGGAUUUUGAGUUUGUGUACCAGCAACACUAUCAUGGAGAACACUGCAUGGAAUUUCAGCUGUUGUCUGGAGUGUGAUUUAUACAAGUGUUACUAGGAUAUGACUGAACUCCAUUAGAACAAACUAUGGCCAACAGUUCAAUAUCUGGACAACACAACUUCUCCUUAAGUUGUGUGUGAAAGGUUACACCAUCUCUGCCUGAUCCUAUGAGAGUGAAGCCAGGUAGAUCCACACAGGAGACUGCACUCACAGUACGCUUUCUCAGUCUUCACCAAUACUAGGCAGAGAAUUGAUGUUUCACAUGAUGACUGAUGGAAGAAAGAGUUUACAGCUCCAUAUCCUUCACCUUUGCACCAGUACGGCAACCGCGAUAACACCACCUGAUGUCCUCUGGAAUUGUUGUUGUUGUCCAGAUUUGUUAUAAUGAAAGAAGCUCUUCUCUUGAGUAAAGUCUUCUCCUAGCAGAAAAAUCCAUCAGCAGCCGACAAAACACGAAAAUUCAGAUGGACCCGACUUUGCUGCUCCUCGUUUUAGAGCAGGUUCGAGGAAAUGUGAAGGUGGAAGAAACUAACGUAUGACUGUUGGUAUGAUUAUUUUUACCCGCAGUCUACGACCACAAACAUGAACACAGACUGCAACACUCUCCUUUGGCUAAUACCUCUUGUUAUUCUACAAACGUUGUGGUGCUUAAAUCCAUCCAAACGGCAACACUUCCUAACAGCACAUUUUAUACUUCUUUGUCCAUUUUGUCAUCUGGGUUGUGAAAAUCUCAGGUGGAUUUUACAAAAACGCUGAGAACACAAAAACAUGGUCAUGUUAUAAGCACGGGGAGGAGAAAUACUAAAUGCUAUGUGCUUUCAAAAAAGCUGCUCAGUUGCAUUUAAUGUGUAGGAGACCUAUACUCUGAAACGGCACACCAGUAAAUACAGAGCAGAUUUAUGUAUUUAGUCUCUCGUCUGCCCUUUUCUCCAUUCACUGUCGAACAGCGAGAUGGGGCAGGAAAUUGCCUUGAGAAAAUGCCAGGCAGGGAUGCUAACAGAGACAUCAUGAUUGUCCUUUGUACACUCAACAGGAGCAAAAAAAUUAUAGAAUUUGAACAAAAUGAAAAUGGGUAGAUUGCUGGGAGACAUAAUUGGCCUUUUUUAAGAGGACCAAUGACAGUCUGGUAAACAAAACCACAAAUCUGCUCUGCAUGACCGCUGUGUGCUGUUUCAGGGUCUGACGGUACGAGCUGGAAUGGGACAAAGGAGCUAUUUUGAGUGCAAGUGGCACGGCAUGACUAUGAAGGGGGGGUAUUAUGAGUUUUUAAGACUAAGUACUUUAUUCUUCUCAGAUUUUAAAGAAAGCCUCCUGUUUCUCACUCUGGUGUAUUAAAAUUAGGGCUCUCAAAGGUAUUCACGUGGAUUAAUCCAACAUCAUGAUUAUUUUGAUUAUUUUUUUGACGUAAUUUACCCAUUUUGCUGCACAGAACGACACAAUUUCCCUGAAAAAUCUCUGACAACGCAUUUCCGGCAGUUUGUCCAAGUAGUUCCUGUCGCACACAAGCAAAUCGACAGUUGAUCAGGUGGUGACAGGCUGCAGAACCAAACAACUCAAUCAGGAUUCUACACCAUCUUCUUCUUCAGCUGCUGCUCGGCCACGUCUCCCUGUUCUUCUCAGAUUUGGCGCCCCCUGUUGGUUCUCCCUCACUAGCUGCGUUUACAUGGGCACAAAUAAUCGGAAUAAAGGCCUGUUUGGAAUAAAAAUGCGUCAUGUAAACAUGUUGAUCAGAAGAUUCUGAUCCAGUUCAGCUCAAUCAGAAAGAAGUUGUAUUACGAUUAAGAGGUCUGGUUUAUGCUGAUUGUUAUUCCGAACCACAUCCAUGGAAACACUUAUUCCCAUCAUGACUCUCUGUUGGGGCAAAACUAACCUGACUGCGUUGUGUAGCGUACCCUACGUCACAUUUUCACUGUGUGUGAAGACGCAAACAUGGUGGAAUCCAAGAGCAAUUGGUCUAUUUCUGACACAACUUUUCUUGCUGGAUACAGUCUUUUCAUGUAACACAGGAUCAGUAUGUGCUGCUGGGCUCGCUUGAUGAUCAUGUUCUCUAGAAGCAAUACAACCGCACUCAGAACCGGGCUCAGGUCCAUUCUGAGUGGAGGGAAAUAUCCUGAAUUGGAUGAAGUGAGCCACAACCACGUUUGUUGGUUUGUUGACAGCACAGGCAUAAAUACAACUCUCCUUCUGUGGUUGUUUUAGCGAAAUUAGACAACUCUGCAAAUGUCCAAAUGCUUCUAAUCUGAAUAAAGCUUGGUGCAUGUGUACGCAGCCAUAUAAACAGUGGGCUCAGAUUUUCCAAUCCCUCAAAUUUUUAAUCUGAUCAAGAAAAUUUCCAAAUAUAAACAUGGCUGCUGCCAGCCUCCUCCUCUCUCUAUCAUUAUUAUUUUUUAAUUGGCAAUAGAAGGAAAUUGUCUAAGCCAGUGAAAAAGACAGCAAAUUUCAACCCCAAUGUCUAAUGCAGGGCCUGUGUUACAGUGAGCAUUAAAACAGAUAAAAUAGAUGAAAUUCUUACCUGCACACACUGGAAAAAAAGCCUCAUAUGCGACUUUGGCUGCAGUCUUAAGCCCUGUCAAUAUGAUAGAGGCUAAACAUCAUGUUGGCUUUCUUCAUGGGAAAUUUGGGUACAAAAAACCAUUGAUGGAUACACAUACUUCUAACAAUCUUAUCCACGGUGCUCAAUAACUGUAGAAUCUCACCACGUCUUAAGCCAUGUCAAAGUAAUCACUAGGAAUCUGAGGGGGUCACAUCUCCACAGUCCCCAGUCCCACAUAAAAUCUAUGCAGAGUUUAUGGAGGAAAAGAAGCCUUUUGUAACUCCAUAAUACCCUCAGACUCGUGUAUUUUGAAGUUCACUUCAAUAUUAAAAUAUUUCACUGCACCCAUGAGAAGCCCUCACAGCAAACAGGGAGCUGCUGAUGCUUAAUUCAGCAUAAUGGGCCGGAGAUGCUGGGGGACGCCGUUCUCAGCAUUAGCAAACUUUGAUGACCCUUUGAGAGCAGAGGGUAAACUGUAUAUGAUACUGUAGGUAUGAAAGAAUCGUAGAAGGUAGAUGAAUUAUGUAAUUGGCUAUACUUACAUGAAUCCAUAUAUAAUUGUGAUAACAGCCUAAUCCUGCCUGGUCGUCCCGAUUUCGGGGUGUUUUAUGUCGCCUGAUGUGAGGAUUGGUAACUUUGUGAACUCUCAGUCUGAUCAUUUCCUCUUGGUUGGGAUAAAACUGUUCUCGCUGUGAUUGUCCGACACAAGAGACGUGAAACACUGUAGCUUUUAUUCCUGCUGGAAACAAAAAGAAACACAGAAGGAGCAGAGCAAAAGUCAUCUGUAGCCGACACAUUUUUACUGGAACUUUUUCAGGACACAAGACUGUUGAUCUUCUGGAACACAAAAUUAAAUAGAGAAAUAAAUAUGGCGCUAAUCUUGUAAGACCUGGAACGCUAUGUAAAAUAACGGUAAAGAAAUUAGAUCAUUUGCUAAUUAUUUCAAGCCUAAAUUGAAUUGAAAACAGUUCAAAGACAACAUAUUGAGCACAAAAACUUCAUAAUUUUAUUGUUUUAAAAUAUAUAUUCAUCUAAAAUUUGAUGCGUGGAACAUGUUUCAAAACGGUUGGGACAGGGUGAUGUUUUCCGUUACGUUUUGAAGCCUCCUCUUUUAACCUUUGGGAAAUAAGGAGUUAUUCAGUUCCUGGAGUUUUGAGAGUGAAAUGUCGUCCCAUUCUUGCCUGGUGUAAGAUUUCAACAGUUUGGGGUUUACUUUGUAUUAUUUCUGUGUCAUGGUGUAUCAUAUGAUUUCAGUGGGUGACAAUUUGGGACUAUAGUAGGUCAGUGUAGCACCUGGACUCUUCUACUACAAGCCAUACAUUUCUUCUCCCCCUGGUUUGUGCUCAAGUCCUCUUCUUUUCUGUGCAGCUCCAUUUUUAAAAGUUAUUUGGUGUUAAAAAACAAACAAAAAACAAAAAAAAAAAACAAGGAAAUGAUAUCAUAUUGACUCUUGAAACAGUCAAUUAGCGUAUGAAGAUUGUGUUGCUCAUCCAGGGGGUACAAUGCUUAAACUGAGUGUCAUCACAACAUUACCAUCUGAACGCUAUUGCCCAAAUGCUGGUUUCAGGAAAUGGAGAAAAGUCACGUAAAUACCAGAAGCAUUAUGGCUUCAAAUCUGGACAAUGACGGGAGGUGGGGUUAAGUUGUACAGACUAAAUACAGUCUAUGUCCCUGGGCUUUUAAAAUCUGCGCUAAUAUCAAGUCGGAUGAUCCCGCCGCUCUUUAGAGCAGUGGAGUAGUGUCCAAGGUUUUCAAAAAGAAAGUUAGAUUCCAUAGAUCGCAGGCGGUUUUCCACUUCCUCUUAGUCUAUCUUCAUUGGGCUGGGGUAGAGUGAAGGGUUCAGAGACAGACAGCAGUGAUGUGUCUUAUAUUCAUAAACUGCUGUCUGAGGACCUGAAGACCCUGACCUCCCAGUAUUAUUUAUUGGCCUUGUCCCAUUUGGACAGUGAUUCAGAUACAGAUUCUCAAAACCUUUUAUAAUAACAACAAUAAUAAUAAAUUGAAUUUUUAUAGCUUUUGAAGAACCCAUGGUCACUUUGAGUAAUAAAUUAGAGAAAUAGAUAACUAAAUAAAUAAGUAAAAGAAAAAAACACAAAUGUAAAAGACAUGGAGGUAGAUCUGGGAGCAGAGUUAUUGAAGGUUGUCGGUUGUGAUGAACAGAAAAUGUUAGAGUUGUAGUCAGAGAGGGUAUUUUGGAUGUCUACUUAAGGAUAAUGUUCUGUAAUUGCAACUCUCAAUUCUCUGUCCUUUUAUUCAAAAGAACAUUGAUUUGUAAUUGCUGAACUCAUUCCUGACCCAGCCUCUUGAAGAGCAGCGACCUCUUUUUUCAGACUCCAUCUCUCUUUAUACCCUUUUCAUGUGCAGACUGGUUGCAAACUGAGGUAACAAGUUCAGGGAUGUUUCUUUAGACGAUCUUUUCGGUGCUUUGUCGUCCUUGCCACAUAUUUUUUAAAAUGCAUUGCUGGCAUACACAAUAAAAUGAUUUUCAAACCAUCAAGCUCUGUUUUUAUGAACUCUGCAUGUCAUCCAAACUCCAAUGGAAUCAAGGUUGUAAAUAAUUAAGUCGACAGAGUAAGAGUCGCAGAUGUGAGAGGAGACGACAAUGUCAUCUCAGGUGCUGAGGUAAGCCGUAUGUGGAGGAUGGUGUGUUUUUGUCUCUACUUUUAUGACAUUAUGUGCGGUGACACAGCGGCAGAGGUUUUGUUGACACCCGAACAGAUGGAGGGAACGGCGUCUACUGCUUUUUUCAACACAUUAGACCAGCGGAGCAACUCUGAGCAAGUCAUUGUGAUUUUAUUCAGCUUAAACUCUAGAUAUGCGUGUACACGCUUAUCUUAAUAGGAUCACUUUUUUGUGCUCAGUUGGGAUUUCUUAUUAGAAUGACUUUAAUCCAAUUGAAGAAAACUGCACAUGUAAUCAAUACAACAUUUGUCGUUGUCCUUCCUCACAGGACUGGGCGAAGGAGGACUACAGUGGGGGCUGCCCUGUUAAUGUCAUGGCACCAGGUCUGCUAACAUAUUAUCAUCCCAGCCUGAGGAAGUCCUGUGGCAGGUAAUCGCCCCGCUGAAGACAAAUACGCUGCUGCAUUACAAAAGAGCCACCUCUCCUCUGACCCCCUCAUCCCCCAAAAAAAGCAGAUGGUUGUGCAGAAGGAUGUCAUUAGGUACACAGAGGUGACGCUUUCUAAAGCUCUGAUAUCAAUCUUCAAAAGAGCUAAAUUUAGAGGUUACAGCUUCGUAAAGAGGAUCAUUGUAAACUAGAUGACAGGAGGAGAGAUACUGUCCACGGUGCUGGAUGCUCUUGCUAUUUUUACUCCGCAGAAACAAAGUCUGCUCUCCGCCCUGCCAACCAGGUAUUACUCACUCGCAGCCUGUGCCUACAGAUCAUUGACAUGAGUCGUGGGAGUGAUUAUGCCUUCGCACAUACAUAUUAGUCAGAUUCCAAAGAAAUGCCAAGAGGGCAGGAGUGGUGCUCUCCCUGGAAAACCUCCUAUUAUCCAUUUCAAAAUGGCCCGUUCAGAGAUGCACAAAGCUGAACGAUCGAGAGCAAGAGGUGGGGAGGGGUAUCCAGGUAAUGUAUUUCCAUAAUGACAUUAAGUCCGCGGGGAGCAGAGGAAGCUCAUUACAUAACAUAACUCAAACAGCAGCCCUGAUCCACAUUCAUACUCCAUAUAGGUAAUGGAUCCUCAAGGACACGCUGUCACCUUGACACCGAUACUGCACGUGUAAUGGAGACAGGCUCUGGUUACUGCUGCUGCUGUUUCAUUGGACAGAUUUCACUAAUGUUUGCCCGAUUACUGAAUAUGAAUAUUUAUACGUGCGUGUGUGUGUGUGUGUGUUUCUACUCUAAAUGUAAUUUCUCCGCUAAGCCUGAGUGGUCAGUGUGUGUGCGUGUCACAGAUGGGUGCUCCUUGCUCAAGUGAAGGUGUAGUGAAUGAGUGAGUGAGAGAGAAAGAGAGAGAGAGACAGAGAGGAAAUCAGGGAGUAGGAAGAGAGAAAGCUGCCAAGAAGUAAGAAUUAGUUGACCUGUGUGUUCAGCGUCUUCAUCCUUAACAGCUCCAGAAUGAACACAAACUAAAGGCUGAACUCACAGGAGCUGCUGAAGGGAAAAUGCUAAAAUGAUUUUUUUUUUUUUACUAACUUGGAUGUUUUUGCAGCUUCUUACACUUCUUGAACUCAUAUCCCCUGCGUGAAAGGCUCAGUUCAUUGUACCUGUGAUAGUGAAACAGAUUUAUAUUCUUUUAAAACGGUUAAAAAGCUCCUGGUUUUGAGAGAAGAGGCCGAAAAACUGCAGAGAACUCCUGGAGAGUGUACUUGAGGCUGACUGCAGAGGUCUGGAAACUUCUUACACAGUCAUUAUAAAGCCCAUCAUUAUAGCAAACAUGUUUACAGCCUGGUUAAACACACACACACACUCGUAUGUAAAUAGGCUAUAAAUGUUAGCAUUAUUGUGAACAGAACUGACAGUUUUCCUGUUGUGGACGUUCAUACUUUCGUUAACAGAUUAACUUCUAACACAUUUAAAGUUUUGAUUUUCUCUCCCUUCUUCUGUUCAUCUCCUCAAUAAAUGGAAAUAGUGAAAUGGUGUGAUAUUUAAACCAACAAUCAUUAACAGAAUCAUGUAAAUGGGUCUUUCUGAUAAGACGCUGCUGAACAUUAGCAGUCAUCUGUCAUGUUAGUUUGUUUUUUGUACUUUAAAGUCGAGUUACGGUUAAAGAUUUUGCAGGAUUUCUAGUUUAGAGAGUCGUGACUCUGACGUUUGUAGAUGGAAUCUGUCUGUGAGGACAGAGCGAACAAAGCCUUUCAAUCUGUCUUUACUUGUAGUCGUUUGUGGAGUUUCUUACAUUCCCAAUGAAAAUGCAGCCUUCAGGUUCAACACACACAGAUUGAAACAGUUCAAUCUGUGUGUGGAGUCAGAAACCAUCAGGCCAUUUUAGGAUUAUCCCACCUCUCCUGCUCUGUUCACUCUUGUAAAGGGCAAAAGCAACAUUACUUCGAAUCCAAGGUGACCAAUGUUGUCUUUUGUUUAACCGACAGUUGAAGACUUUUCUGUAUUUCCCUGCACAAGAAAAAGUAGAAGGUCUCAAAUUUGGAAAGAAAUCAGCCUGAACCUGAGCAAUAUUUGCAUAAAUAUUAUAAACAAUAACUAAUCACCAUUAGGGGAGUAGUUGUCAAGAUUAUGUAUUGUGUUUUUUAUGCUGAUUAAGCCGGAAACAAAUUGGUACCACACACUUAAACAUAGAAGAAGGGUGAAAUCAAUCACAAACAAUUGUUUCAUAGCAAUCAAUAUCUGUUACAGCCUGUUAGAGCCACUUCACUCCGUGUCAGGGGUGUCGAAUAUAAUUUGAAAGGAGGGAAAUGUUAUCACAAAGCUCAUUUGUUAUCGUGACUUGUUACAUUUAGAGGUUUUUUUAGGUGAGGGACUCUUAAAGUGGGUGGCUGUGGAAAAGAGAAGAUAUUACAGCACAGAAAGAAGACGAAGUUAUGAGAUAAGACAUAAUAUUACGCACUUAAUUCACAAGACAUGACAAUGGGUUCACAGGAAAAAGAUCUUAACAGUAUUUCUGAGAAAACUUUGAUGGUAAAUGACGAAAAAAGUAAUUAGAACAAAUUCACGAGUACAGCUUCAGUUUUUUAUCUUUGUAACAGUCAUCAUCUUCCACUGAAUAUGACUUCUGUCCACCGAGUAUGAAUACAGAAAAUGACCUUAACUAAAUGAGUAAUUCUGUCGGAAGGUCAAGAGAAUGGCGCCCAGUUUCACGAUUAAAGGUUCCUACAACUAGCUUAAUGAUAAAAUUUCAACAUAACUACAAAAGGCUUAAAUGAGUGUGAAUAUUUCAUCGUUGAAAUUGAAAGGCUGUGUAAAAGCGCUGAAAUUCAUUGUCCAUAAUGUGUCAGCUUCUUGUUAUUUAAUUUGAUUUAUAAAAUAGAUGAAAUAAAUCCCCCCUUGAUACCUUGAAAAGUCAGAGAACCAUAAUUUUGACCGGGUGGCGGUACUCUCUGUGGCCCAGAGGGUCUCACUGUGCUGGGCAGGAGCUCUGUCAAACGCCUCGGCAUUAACCCUGGAGCCUCCUGUUAGCUAGCCCGUUACAUCGGCAGCUGGUUUCUGAAAUCGAUCGGUAGUUCAAAUCAAGCUUUGUAAUUGUAACGUCUAACUGCUGUAAAAUGCAUUAAAAUACGAGGGGAGGAAGUGACGUGCGUUUCGCACAUGUGCGGUACACGUCGGGUCUGGUAGUGACAAGGAGAGUUUCCAUUAGCGUGCUUACUUGGUAGGUUCAACACAGUGGAUGUUUUGGUAACAUGUCCUCUCCUGCAAUUUUCCAACUGCUACUAAAAAUAAAAAAAUAACUAAAUAAAUAAUAAUAAUAAUAUUGAUAAUAAAAUAAUUUAAAAACAGUGGUAGUAACAACAGCAACAGCACUAAAAUUGCUCUGAGAAGGAGAGCUAAAUGAGGACAGGUUGAACAUCUUUAUUCUCGCAGAAGACCCGCUCACAUUGUCUCAUGUAACCAUCAGAGGAAAUGUUCAAUUUAAUGUGAAUAAUACUUGUAGCUCCAAAUGUUCCUGCAGACAUCCUGUCCUAACAUUAAGAGAAAAGAGGGAAUGAUGAGUGAACUAUUUUCAUAUUAGCGUACUCAUAUUUUAAAUGCACUCUGGUUUCAAGUGUUUAUUUUGAUGUGUGUUCAUGUUUGAAGGGAUUUUUUUAUCUGUAUAAAUCCUGACAGGAUGAGGCCAGACCCUGAUGUGAAGCCUUUUUAGAAUCCUGUUUCCAGGUCUGAGAUAGCCUACAGUUACUGACCAUGACCAGGUCAGGGACCAUAACCUGACUGUAGCCUGUUUGAUUAUAAUCUCUUACCUCUCUGUCAAUGAAGAGUUGAGACAAUUUCAGUCUUCAUGGAGGAUUUUCUGAUUUACAUGGUAGCAGGCUGUCAUCAAACUGUGAGGGGACUAACUAUUAAUAACUAAUAACUACUACUAACUAAACUAUUCCUCAAAUUAAAUGUUAAUCAUACUGUAUCACAUGUCGAAUGCCCCGCAGACACAGAGAAAUGGAGGAAGAGAAAGUGAAGAUGAGCACAGCUGUAUAAAUAUUUGAUCCUGGAGUCUGAUGUUCCUCUGUGAAACAAUCAGGUCCGUCUGUGUCUGAAACGCCUUUAGCAGAAACAAAGUUCUCUCUGUAGAAAACUUACUUGACUUCUUCUCUGGAAAGUUUUGAGGCCUUUUCUCCUACAGAAGACAGAUUUUGAUUUUGAUCAGUCUGAUGCUGUAAUUGUAAUUUAAAGACGUUCAGAUGCUGAUCUCAACUCAACAAGAAACUCAUCAUGCUUUGGUAUCACAAGAUCACGUGGAAAAAUGUGAUCUUGUCGCACCCCUACAAAUAAAUCUGCUUUUUUUCAUCCAGUCCUGCACACUCACUGCAGUAUUCAAACUGUUUACUAAGGUGAUUGUAAAGCAAACCUUUAAAAGUCCUUGAGCACAGUGUUGCUAUGGCUGCACUCUCUCUGUCCAUCUCCCUUCUUGGCUUGAUUACUAAACCAGGUACUGCAGGAGAAAAUUCUGGGCUAACCCCAGAAGAGUCUGGAAGCAUUUGGUGGUAAAUUGCAGUGGUAGAUCAACCUAAAAGGAAAAACAAAUAGCACUGUGGAGGAAAAGGUUAGAAUGAAGUUUACUGAGAAGGAGAGAGAGAAAGUGCCUUUCUAUGUUCCUCCUAUCGGAACCAAAAGUUUAUAACAAGAACUGUCAAAUAUUUCAGGUUAUUAAGAAAAAAAACAGCAUUUGCACCUUCCUUAUGGAUAUCAUUUUUGCGAGCUUCAUUCAGCAGGGAAAGAUCAUCUCCAAAAUCUGUUUGGCAAAGUAAAGGUCAACGCUCUGUCUUCUCUGACUGUAAUUAUGGGCUUCAAAACAUGUGCAUGUCUUUACAGAGCAUCAGUGCUCUUGAAUUCCCCUAAAAACCCCUUUUGUUUGUGAAGCACUCAGCUAUGAUGAGUGUUGACAUGUCAUUAUGUAACAUCUGAUUUGUAAAGAAAACAAAAGUAGCAUUUGAAUGUUUUUUCCUGUAAAAACUGAUCUGCAUUUCUUCAUAGAAGUCUCCAGUCCUUUAAAAGGUUUUUAAAACUGGUUUCAGAAGGUCAGUGCUUCUUUAGAUUUAAAGACAAACCCUUAGAGUCAAAUCACAUGAACAGGCAAUAGCCCUGAAGUUUCAUGCUAAAACCUCCUUCAAGCAUCUCCCUCUGGAAAGUACAGUAAGUGCAAAACACUGCUUGUACAAUUUGCAAGAAACCGCCUUGGGAAGAGCACUUCCUGCCAACAGUAAGAGUGUGAUAUGCCAACACAAAAGCCAAAAGCAAAGCAUCUGUUUAUACAAGUUUAAUCCAAGGAAAAAAAAAAAAAACACAAAUUAGAGAUGGGAAUGUCAGCAAGAAGCAAAUAAUAACUUUCUCCUGCCAGCAAAAGGAUAUGUAAAGAAUAACUCAUGAUUGUCAUCCAGCACAAGUCAUUCCUGCCCAGGCUUCCAACAUUACCGUAAAGACUGCGAUUUAAUCUGGUCAACAGUUAGAGAACACGUUCCUGCCAGGAUAGACAUAUGCUGGAGUGUUGACCCCAAGGAAUAACACCUACUUUAAAUCUGUGAAUCUGCUGGUUCCCAAGAGAACCCUCAAAGAAGAAGUUUGUUGACUUCUUUUGAGUACCAGGAGAAAAAUAAAAUUAUGUAGUGCUGUACGUACCACUCAUACCUCAGGGAAUAAGGCAGCAUUUCAAAAUACUCAAAGAUUAGGCUGUGAACAGAGGAUCUCUAAAUAUCUUUCUGCAAUCCCACAGCACACAAACUCCAAGAGACGUUGGCUGUGAUACCAAUGCAGGAACUUUCCCCUGAGACUCAGUUCUCGAUGCAUUUUCUCUGCAAUAAACAGGGUAGAAAUAACCUCUGAGAGCCUUUAUUUACCCACCGAAGAACCCGGAUCUGCAAGAUGGUGUUUCCCUAAAGGGCUGAGACUCUGAACAAUUCAGCGUGAGCAGGUAGUCAGAGCAUUCAAAGAACAGGUGAAGAAAAAAAGUGUUGCCAUGCCUUGCAUUUGCUAUGCUCACAAUGCUGCAGGCAGUCAGUGUCCAACACAAAGCACCUGUAAUUUUAGUCAUGAAGCAGCAGGUUUAUCAACUGAGAAAUAAUCUUUAAGACCUGCAGGUUUAAAUCAGGAUGAAUGUUUUCCAUCAGUUAAAAGGCUUUAGUCAUUCAGACCAGUAUCACAAACAGAUCAGUGUCCGUGUUGGUGACCCAGUCAUCGCUUAAUAAUGUCGUUUCAUAUAGGGUUAAAGUGGUUACCAGCCAAGGCUGAUAAUCCGUUUUUUUGCUGAAUCUACAGAGCCCCUCUGGUGACAUUGGUUAAAAAAUAAUAAUAAUGCACGACCGCGAGAAAGUUUUGUAGCGUCCAACUAGACGAGUUAAAAGCUGUGAUGAAAAUCUGAGUCGUGACAAACAAAACUUUAUUUAUUUUCAGUUUUAUUGCAGGGCUUGUAACGUAACCACACCAAAACAACAACUUAUGUGACCACUUUCACUACUUCUCAGCUGCACUCUCUCUCUCUCUCUCUCUCUCUCUCUCUCACACACACACACACACCUUUCGCUUUCUUAUCCAACCACAUGUGUGCCGUACACAUUUACUGACAGUCAGAAAACACAGAACACUUUAACAUUUGAACAGGAACAUCUCUGCAGGGCCUCAUCCGCUCUUUCAUUUAGCAUUACCAACACUGACUUGUCCGUCUUCAUGUAGCUGUGAGCUCCUCCAGCCCGUCAUAGCAUUAUUGACAGGCUAACAAGCUAACAAGCAGGGCCGUAUCCAGACCUUUUUGACAGGGUUUGGGGUUUGGGAUGAAGUCUGUGAGCCUACAAGCAAUACGUGACAUUUUUUAAUUGCCUCUGUGUUGUAACAUAGGCCUUGUGUUUAGUUAAUUCACAUUAAUUAUGCAAAUAGACUGAAAUACUUUGACUUCUUUGGGAGGUUUGGCCCCUGACAGGUACCCCCUGUCUCAGUGUGAAUAUUUAUUACCAUUCCUACAAUGAACCACUAAACGACAUGGUAUAACUGCAUGUUUAUUUCUUGCGUAACAUCAUCAAUAUUUUCAUUUUCUUAAGAGGGAUGUCAUCAGUACUUGUAUAUUGCCACAGUCUUACUAUAGACCCCCUCAUUUUGCAACAAAAAAAAACUUUAAUAAAGUUGUAGCUGGCUGAAGGGAGGUCGCCACGGGUGCAAUAAGAAAGUGUUAAUUUUCUUACUCAACACUUGUAGGCCGAGUUUGCUUGUUAAACCAAGUGGAGAUAAUGGGGCUUUAAUGAUAUUCAUAUGCAUGGUUGAAGUGUAUUAUCUUUGCUUGUGCUAGCCGUCUGGUUUAGUGAGUACAAACAGAAUAUGAUAAUUACAUACAUAGACUUAUGUAUGUGUAAAUGUGGCAGCUGCAGUGUGGACACAGUGAGAGUUUGCGUGCCGUCACCUCCAGUGGAAGCAUGAGGCGGUAAUUGCCGCCCACAGAAGUUGCCCAGGUAGUGCAGCCCCUCCAAGCUGACACAUCCAUACUCUCUGCAGCCACAAGGUUUGCUGUGUCUCUCAGCACAGUGUGAAGAGGGUGGAGGAGAUACCAGGAGACAGACCUCUGUACCAGGAGGGGUGGAGGGGGCUGUAAGAGGGCAGCAACCUAGCAGCAGGACAACUCCCUUGCUCCUUUGUGCAAGGAGGAACAGGAGAGGCACUGCCAGAGCCCUACAACAUGACCUCUAACAAACCACCCGUGUGCAUGUUUCUGACAAAACCUUACAGAAACAGACUCCAUGAGGGUGGCAUGAGGAAGUGAAGUCUACAAGUGGAGCCUGUGCUCACAGCCUGGCACCCUGCAGUCUGAAACAACAAAAACAGCAGACUGGCCGUCGGCGUCUGUUUUCUCAGACGAGCACUGAGCACGUGUGAUAGAUGUUGGAGAGUCUGGAGAGGCUGUGAAGAACCUUCUGCUACCUUCAGCAUCCUCCAGCAUGACUGGUUUGUUGGUGGGUCAGAGGUGGUCUGGGGAGGUAUAUCCUUGGAGGGCCGUUCAGACCUCCACCUGCUAUUUAGAGAUUGCCUGUUAGGCACCAUGAUGAGAUCCUCAGACCUACUUCAGACCAGGUACUGUUGCAGUUUGCCCCAGUAGACAAUGCCUCAUGUACCUGGAGUGUGUCAGCAGUUCCUGGAUGAUGAAGGUGUUGAUGCUUUUGACUGGCCAGUCUGUUCUCCAGACCUGAAAACCUCUGGGACAUCACAAAAUGAAUUCACUUGCAAGUUCAUUGUAGGCCUAAGACCUGAAAAAUAUUUCUAUGCCAUCUGGUUGAUGUGAAGUUUUUGACCCCAAGUUUUCCAACACAUGAGGAGGUUUUUGGUGUGCAGGUCAUGGAGACUCUUGAUCAUACAUCGACAUCUCUUUUUGAAGCAGCAGAGUCUGACGGGUGUUCCAGUCUGGGCUGCCGUGCAAUAUGUGUCUCCAAAAAGAUCCCCCAUGGCCGUUAGAGCAGUUUUCACAGCGGUUUGUUGAUCACUUGGUUGUCUGACGUUGGUUUUCACUGUCUGUGCCUUCUGCCAGAUUCACCUGUUUCAUCUCCUGCAGUUUAGCCCCGUGCACCUCCGGUCUUUACUCCUCUUUCAGAUGAACGAGGAGAGGAAAUUGUGGAUCCAGGUAGCUGGCUUUGUUCAGCAGCAUAAAUGCACCUUUUUCUCACCAUAACGCUUCUCCAGAUCAGUGAUGAUUCUUGGCUUCUUCUCUGACAGUGCAGGUGGUUCUGGUUCGUCUGCUUUCUUAGUUGACAGAGAAUUAUUUGUCAUAUUUCAUAAAUUUCAUUCACUACGCUCACCUUUUCCAUUAGGGACGAUCCACCUGUGUUCAGCUCCAUACUGGAGAGUUUUAUUCUCAAAGAUGACAACUGACACAGCUGCUUGUUUCUCCGACACACAGCAGAUCAUCUCAUAUGUGCUGUUCCAUCGGGUCGGACGGUCGUUAAUUAGUUUUUCUGUUUUCAGCCCCAAAAGUUUUUGUUUUUGCUGGAGGAGGCAGCUGUUGGUGGUAGAUUUGCUGAAGUGUGCCGCCACCAUUUCCAGCCUACUAACGCUUAUUUCUAUGGCUCCGACCCCCAGCCAUUGGCACACAGCCAAAUUAAUUGCGUACGCCACACAUGAUAUGUUCACACGUGUCUCUCCACUGCAUUCACGCAAUUAGUGGCACUAACAGAUCUCUUUUUUUAUGCCAUAAACAUCCAGGAUCUCUUGAAUGCAUCCCCCGACAUGCUCUGCAGUGUCUCUUUCUAUAAGCUCUCCUGUCUUGAGCAGGUUGUCACCUAAAAUCCAGUGGGUUUUUGGUGUAACGUAGGAUCCAGUGGCUGGGGAAGUCCACCCGUCUGUGGUAAAAACCACAUCUUGCUCUUAGAGUAACUGCUUCAUAUUUUCUGAGGUGCUUUAAUUAAUACAUGUCUUCGGUUCCACAGCUCGGGAUUUGGUAUCUCGGUUCCAAAUCUAGACAAAACUCUCUGAAGCCUGUGCCAUCAACGAUAGUGAUCGGCCUCAUGUCCUUGCAGAUGAAUGAAGCGAGUUUCUUCAUGCAUGCCUCUCGCCGUGAUGUAGACAAAGAGCCUGUGGAGACGUGGCUGUUUAGCUGGAGUUCCAGACAUCAUGGCAUGCUCAUUUAUGUGCACAUUUUCAAGAUGUUUCUUCAGGUUGCUAGUGGUGGAAUGAUAAGCUAAUUCAACCUACACAGCUUACAUGUCACUUAACCUCGCUCAGCAUUUCUUCCCUCUACCAUGUCUGCCAAGAAUCUGAAGAAUUUCCACACUGAGCUUGUAAGGUUAGUUGGAGUCCAGACCGCUCUCUCCGAAUUUGGCUCCAAACGUCCCGCCAUCUCUCACCGCUGCGACUGUCACUGCAGGUGCAGCUCCUCAGGUGACCUUUCCAUGACCUGUCGUCACAGCGCGCUCACUCAGAGCAGCAGUUUUUUUUUCCACUCAGUUUUUCUUUCUCUGUUUAUUUAAUAUUCAAAUAUUUAUUUUCACAUUCAAAUCUAUCUUUUUUUAUUUUAAUAUUUGAAUAUAUCUUUGAAUUUAGAAUAUUUGUCGACAGCCCUGGUCCUCAGUGGGUUUGUGACUGUGGUUUCCUUGAUUUCUCUUGUUAUAUAAAUGAUAUUUUUUGUGAUGAGUAAUUAUUUUCUAUCUGAUUAUUUAAUUCAUCAAGAUCUGGAGGGAAUGAUUCAAGUGUUCCCAUCAUUUUCUUUUCCAUUUUUAUUUUUAUUUUUGAGUAGUGCAUAAAAAGUUGUUGGUACUUUUGAUAGAAAUGCAUCUGUUGUCUGUAAAGUACGGAAUAAACUGCAUCGCUGGAGCUCCAGGAAACUAUCUGGUAUUUGAAUUUAACUGCAAAGGGAUGGAUCUGAAUUGAGAGCAUCUGUUAGAUUAGUGCUUAAAUGCCAGCUAAUCAAACACACAUAAGGGUACCACAAUAUGUGUCUGUCUUUGCAGUGAAUCGUGUUACCAUAGUUGGUAAAAACUUUAUUACUGCAGGUUAAAGUUUUAGUUUCAGGGAUAAAAUGAAGCCUGCUGAGACUGUAGUUCAAUCUGCUUUCAGUUUAUAGAAAACCCCAUAUCCUCAUGAUUGUAUUUCAUAUUCCAGAAAGUGCUUUCAGUGUGAUCAAAUCCUUAAGAAAGGUCGUUGACAGAAGUUAAAGAAAGCUUUAUUCUGCCUGGAGUCAGUAUUUGUGCUUACAGCCACAAUCUGGACCAGUUCCUUUCUAAAUCCGUUGUAUUCUCCGGCAGUUUGAGUAUCUGAUUUAGCCCUCAGGGAAAAGUGAUUAAAUUGAGCACAGCAGAUCAGUUAGUACACAAGCAGAGGUCAAAAUGAAAUAUAAUCCAACCCCCUCAGAGGGAUUCUUAUCUUUACUCCCAAUUUUAGAGAUUGGAUUAAUCUCAUACUUGCGUGUUUUUUAGUGUUAUUCUUGCCCGGAACAGUAACGGGUAGACCACUCGCCUUAUCCCCCCUUUUUGAAAUGCUUUUAUAAAAUUAAACAUCCAUAUUGUGUAGACGUGCUCCAGGCUGGCUCAGUGACAACUUCCUCUGCAGGCUUAAGCAGUCCAGUUUAAGGAGACAGCAUCCAUGUAAACAUGUUACAGUGCUGUGCUGCCGAUUGCAAAAUCAGAUAUGCUUUAGCAUCACGUCACAAAAUUUAGACUGGACAACAUCCUGAGAAUAGCCAUCAAAUAAAGUCAGAUCAAAUCCAUCAUACUUUUUUGUGAAAGAUGUGUUAUCAGGAAAGAACAAGAAGUUCCUCUCAGACCAUUCACACAGUCUGCACAUUUAGUUUUUGUCUUUUACACACAUUAGAGCCAGUGGCUGUGAAUAAAAGCUAGUAAUUAAUGUCUUUUUCUCCCGUCUUCCAUGACCAUCGAAACUCAAAUCAUCAAGUUUAUGAAGGAAUUUUGCUGCACACUUAUCAACUUAUCAAAAUUGGUUAUGCAGGUGAGAUGUGAAAAUGUGUAGUUUCAAAACACACAAAAGGUAGAAAUGGGCUAUUCAAAUAAUAAUCACAGUAAUUUUAACAAUAAUUGGUUGUGAUUUGUGAGGUAGCAGACAUGUUGCAGUGGUCCAAGAAACCUUUAUUUAAAAUAAGAGGCAGCAGACUCUGUAAAAAGGUCGAAUCAAAAGGUUGGUAGUUCGAUUGUAUCGUCUUCCUGAACCUGGGAUUACCUCUGGUGAUGGAGUGUUUGAAAACAUGUUAGUGGGAUCAGUUCAAGACAGAGUUUGGUUUCUGAGGUAACAGGGAAAAUUCACCAGAUUGGAGUGGAGUUAAAAGAUCUCUUUCUAUCUACAGGGCCUGCUUCCACAGGCUCCUGAUGUUUUUUUUAUUUUUUAUCUUUUUUUGCUCCAUCCCCUCUCUGGUAACCCUCAGCCCAGCGUAACAGUUACUCAUGACGUCUGUUUGUGCCAGAGCAUAGCCAAUCAACCAACACAGAGCAAACUGAAGGAGACAGGACACCCAAACAAUAUUAAAUCAUCGGCUUAAUUUCCAAAAUAAAGCACUCUUGUGUUGACGCCUAAUCACUUUUUGUUUAUCUACACCAACAAACUGUCAUAAUGAGAAAAGCCACGCCUGGAGCCAACGAGUCAGAGGUUUUUCAGGGGCCACUGAUGUAGGCAGGGAUGAGGACAGAUUUAGAGAAAAUCAUUAACUCUGUGUCAACCACAGGAAAUACUCAGUCCUGUGACAUAAAUACAACAUACAUAAAUACAAACAUGCCAGUCAAAGUGCCUCAGAAAAGGACAGACAGGUAGCAGCAAGAACUUGAGUGAUAAAAGACUAAAAAAUAAUAGAAUAAAAUAAAAGCCCUCUGCCCAACUCUGAGUUUGUCUGGAUUGCGGUGCCCCAUGUGGACAAAGAAGUCUUUACCUACUUGUCUCGGUAUCUUCUUGCAAAAUCUCCUAAACUGAGUUUUGACAGUCAGAUGUAUUAUUCAUAGAGAAUAUUUCACAUGGAUUGUAAAAACAGGUCUGUUUCUUCAGCUGCUAGAUCGACACCAUCAUUGCAUUAUAAGACUGUCAGUCUUGUCCUUGGUGACCUUGUUUGCUUUUGUGUGCCGUAAAAAAAGCAUCAAUAUAAAUUUCUGUCUGUUUCAUGGAUGUCAAAAAACUCCUCAAAGGGGCUUUAAAAUAAAAUGGAAUUGAUAGAGUAAAAACCUAUAAAUGAAGGGCCUGAACAGUUGGGUUAGGAGCUCAGGUUACAGAAAUGCUCAUUGGGGUCAGGUAGUCAGCAACCAAGAUGGCCCCCUAUGGGAGUUUGGUUGAACUGUUGGUUGUAUUAAAUGUUAAAGUUGGUGCACCACUAAGCUCACUUUUGACAUUUUACAGGAUCAUUUAUCAUUUUAUCAUAAAGUUUUGUCUUAUUUAACAGACCUGAUAUUUCUAGCAGUUGGUCAGUUACCUUUUCACCUCUCUCAUUGUGCAUUUAGUUCCUCAUUUCCAUAACCCCAGACAGCUUUAUCAUUAUUAGACGGUGGUUAUGCAGUAUGGCAAUAUUUCACUUAAUUCUGUCUUCUUGUCUAUAUAAUUUGUGAGGAAGGUGCAUUAUACAAUCUGACCAUCAAUGCAGUGAUGUAGCAUAACAAAUGAACACAGCUGUAAGUAGCAUUAUUAACUUGGGCGAAUUUCCUCUUGGGAACGAUAUAUUGCGUAAUUAUAUCUUAUCUUCAUUUUGACAGAGAGCUACAGGCACAGACCCCAGCAGUUAAUCACUUUUACUUCAGUCUUAUCUUAUUAUAAUCACCUAUUUAGACGAGACAACCAUCAAGUUUAAUCAAAACCACAAGGCGGUGGUUUUAAUCUGACAAGCCUGUACUUUUCUUAUCAUAGAAAUGCUGCUUAUGAUGCAAUUGCCUGCCAUUUAUUAUGAAUACAGCUACACAACAUUCUGAUUUGUGAGUCAUUAUCCUGAAGAAUUCAUUGGUUUUCCUUUUCAGUAGCGGUUUGUAUUUUUUUUAUUUGACCUUAGUUUCAACAGAUAGUCUCAUUAAGAAGCUAGGUCGCAUUCUCAGGAGAUAGGCAGCAGAUAAAUUUAGUAUUUAUACUCUGACAAAGUAGUUAAAACAACAAAACCUAGAAGUGAAGAGUAGCUGUCUGAUAUCAAAAUACUAUAUACAGGAACAAACCCCCAGAGACUAACACUGUAGUCUUCAUAGAAAUGCCUUAAAGCCACUUUAGGGAAUCAAACUAGACGGCUUCACUCCCCGCUGUAGGGUGUCUGGGUUCAGGAGAGCGAAGUGAGAGAGAGAGAGAGAGAGAGAGAGGGCCUUUAAAUAGGAUAUCUUUAACAUGUUUUUGUUUUAUGGAGUUCCUGGCUGAGUCACUGCUGUAUAAAUCUGCUACAUACCAAAGUGUAUGACGUUGGUUGCAGUAAAUAGUCCAGGGUGACGUCGGUGUCCUUCAACACACUUUUCAGCAGAGUCAUUUUGUAAAACUGUAAAAUGCAGUAUUCAGGCUUUAAGACCGCUUAGGGUAAAGGCAGGUGGUGUGUGCAUUAACAACUCGGAGCCUGCUGACAUGUGCCAAAAGGCCGAGGUGCGAAGGUCUCCGAUGUUAUGCUGAUGCAGCUCCCAGCCUCAUCUUUUCGCUGCUGGAACUCAACAAUCAAAAUGCUUGUGAACAUUUCCCAUUGCUGCUUUGGCACAUGCUGAUCAUCUGGACCACUGAAUAGAAAUCUGAAUUUGUGGAAUUCUUAGUCCUUUCCUGCUUCGCAGAGAUGUGUAUACACAGAGCCCAGAGCCAGCUUGUUUGCUGCUGAGGUCUCCCGCUGGCCUGCUCAGAUAACAUUAAUUAAUCAUCAGGGAUACAGGCCGGAUUAAAGGUGCUGAGGGGGAGCCCUUCUCCACUCAUCUGAUUGGUUGAGGGUAGUUGGGGCCAGUGUUGAUAGCAUAGUAGAUAGCCUUGAAGCAUGCAUGAUGGGCUUGUGAAUCCAUUACAUGAAUCAGUUUUACAUGAUCAUUAUCGUUCGACGUGUGUGAUGUGUCUCGGUUGUGUUUAAAAAUGAAAACUUGUUAGUUUAAACCAGACCCCACAGCAGCUAAAUCCUCUAAUCUUUGCUCGGUUGGGUUUAGGAUUACAGUUCUCUGAAGAAACAGGAAAUACCCGCGUCUGUGACUGAAAGCCCACACAGGUGUUGUGAGUAAUCCUGGAUGCAGACCAGACACUUGUUUCACCUCACUUUGUGUCAGUCUUGGACAUUUAUAGAGUUGUUAGAACUAGGGAUGUGCCAUAUCAUACUAUAUACCGUAAUACUGGGGUACUUAUACUGUAGGGACGCAAUGACGUAUGGUGUUCCCUACUGCAUACACAACAACAGUGUCAGAGAGCGAGAGCAGCACAGUAUCAACAUCAUCCUCAAAUGAGAUCUACUGCCAGAAAAGGGAGCUGCCUCUGUGGUGUGGAGGUGGUUUGACUAACACAGCUAAUAAGUUUUACAACCUAAAGCUAAAAUACACGGCCAAAUAUCAGCAGACUUUGAAGUCACAUGAUGAGGAGGUGGUGUUCAGAGUAAAAGUAAACAGAUGGCUUACUGGAGAAUUGCAGGAGUACUCACUGCACUCUGUGCGAUUGAAAACAGACAGUGGCGGGACAUUACUGAAGCGGUCAUGUAUUGUUUGGCAAAAGACUUGAAGCAAAUUCAGGCUGUUGGAAAGGAAGACUUUAAACACUUUAUAAAAGAAUCGCCUGUACGGCUGAAGUGGUCGAGCCAAACCUCAAACCUCCGAACCCUUUAUCAGCCUGAAGGUCCAUUACAUUGGCUACGACUGAAAGCUGCACAACUCCUGUCUUGAAAUCAGAUACUUUCUCAAGAAUCACACAGGAGAAAAUAAUGCAGAUGGAUUCAGGGAGUUUCUUAAGUCAUGAAAUCCACAAGAGGACAAAUAGGUGUGUGUCAGUGUUGUCAAACUUUUACAUUUGAGAACAUAUUUAAAAUAAAAACAUUGGACUUUUUUUUUUUUUUUAUCGCAAAGUGCCUUGAAAUAUCAUGAUAUCAUUUUGAGGCUGUAUCGCCCACCACUAGUUAGAACUCGUAUACCUAUUAUCUCUGCUCUGACUGGCCUAUCAACUAAAAAUACAAAAAAUGAAUAAGUAAAAGCCUGUAUUGAUCUAACAAUGAUUUAAUUGGUUUAAAGGAUUUUUUUCCACAGCUUAAAAAAAUACCCUCAGUUAGGAUGGUUGAUAGUGCUGCUAUAGCAGGAAUAUGCUUGGUCAACCAGUCAGUGCUUGGGUUGUGGAGCAGUUGGAGGGCUCUGAGUAAAGCGUCUGCAUUGAGAGGAGUCAGGAGAGGUCACUUGGGCAUCUAACCAGGAUGCCUCCUGGAUGCUUUGCUGGUGAGGUGUUCAGGGCACACCCCACUGGUAGGAGACCAUGGGGAGGACUCAGGAUACCCUGGAGAGACUGUCUCUCAGCUGGCCUGGGAACGCCUCAGAUCCCCCAGGAAGAGCUGGAUGAAGUGACUGUGGAGAGGGAAGUCUAGGCUUCCCUGCUUAGGCUGCUAACCCUGCAAUCUGACUCUGGAUAAGAGGGAGAAGAUAAAGAUUUUAAUGUCCAUACAGUCAAGUCAACAUAUUUGAGUCAACAUUCACAAUAGGUGCAGAAAAUUCUUCUCUGUUAUGUUUCUUCUGACUUUCCUCUCCAUCAGUAGCUUAAACCUGCCAAAGCCCAUCCUGUAGUGUGGUUUCUGGUUGCUUUGUAUCUGUUUUACUCCUAAAAAUAUCCUUACUCUGCUUUGGAUGAAAGAAAAAUUUGCUUUAUAUUGUCAUCAUGAAGAGGCGAUCAGUCAGUACUCUAGAUGUGCUGUAACUGCUCCCCAGGGACUGAAUAGAACAGCAUGAUGUGUGUGAUUAAGUUACUAUCAAGAGUCAGUAGCUGUUAAUAGAGACUAUUUUUGAGGAGUAGCAGUGAUGGUCCAUGUUCAUAAAACUCUCCAAUACCAAGAUAUUGGUGUAAGAAAAAUACCUCACCAUCAUUUUCAACCCACUUAUGCAUCUGUGGGUCGUUGCACGCAGGAUUGCAUGAGAUAAAAGAGCGCACACAUCAUUUAUCUCUAUCUUCCUCUUGGGUGUCAGAAAAUAAUUACACAAUGGUUACUGACUUGAAAGAAUUGCUAGUUUCUUGGAAGUGCUUUUAGCUCCUGAUAGACGGCCUCUCUCUUUCAUCCAUGAGGGCCGUGAGGGAGUCCUUGAACUCACCUUAAAAGGAAAGCAAAGAGCAUACGAUAACCCAAUCAAAGUGUCCAUCCUCUCCAUUAGAACAUGCCUUCACAUUUGAUAUCUGUCAGUGGCUGCAGAGCUCAGGCCACAUAUCCAUUACAUACCACACGCUUCUUAGAUCUGCUCCUCAGUAUCCGACAGAGGUAACCAGCAGGAGGCUUAAAAUUGGCUCACCUCCACACUGUCUAAAUGACAGAACAAAGACAUUGAGUCACGAUUUUAUUUUCAAGAUAUAUCUGCAAAAUUAACAAGUGGGUCUUUUAGCGGUCCUUUUUUAUGUGCGAUCUCAGAGGAAUCUACGGAUUAAAGCACCUUUUGUUAAUCUUUUUCACAAAUACUCAGUACUUCUUGGAUGAGCAGAAGUGGAUGACUCCAAUGUCUAAGACUGUAGACAUCUUCAAUAAUGUAGCUCUUCACUUCCAUCCUGUUAAAUGAGUGUCAUAUCGCAGGUCUCUCCACAUAAAGGCUAGCUGUGUUAGUUCUUUAAAACAUGAAAAUUAUACAUUAUAUUUAAAAAUCUUUAUUUAUUUAUUUUUAUUUCACCAGGAAAUAUCCCAUUGACAUUAAGAGUCUUGGUCAAGAGGCAGCAAACACAAAAUACAUGUACAUAUUUACAUAAAUAAGACACAGAACAGAAACACAUUAUGAGAAACUAGUGCAUAAAGUGCAGAGUAAAGAAAUGUCCUUUUACCCGACUGUACGAACAGAAGGGACAGAAAGCAACAACUGAUCUUGUGAACGAAGAGAACAAGAUUCAGGGUUUUAGUUGUAGUUGGAUGAGAUCUUUUGAGGAUACUCUUCCUCUUUGCACUAAAGGAGGCCAACUGUCUUUUGAGGUACCACUGUUUAGGUGUGGGUGUGAUUUCACAGUCACACCGGCAGGAAGACUCUAAUUCAUCAUCUCCAGCUCUGCAGCCAUUGUCUACAACCUCUUUGGGGGCUUGCAGUUGGCAGCCGCUGGAUCAUCUACUGCCACAUUUUAUCUCAUAAGCCCUGACUCCGGUGUGUGUUGUUGUUUUUCCUUUUUCUUUUUUAUGGCACUAGUCUGCUGUACUACACUCCUCAUCUUUGAUUUUUUUUUCUGUGAAUGCACCCUACAACUCUGCCUCUGCAGUCUGCACACUCCUGCAGAUUGACAGCAUGACAGUAGUGUGUGCAACUGUAAGGAAAAUGAUCCACAACAAACCUGAGUACCACAGUCAUUUACAGGUUUUAUUAGACAUCCCAGACUCUGUUGUCAUAACAAGGAGCAGACAAAAAGGGACGAUGAGGAGCGUCAUUAUUUGGCCUUUCUUGUGACGAACCCCCUGCAGGUUUAAAUAUGCUCAGCCUAAUUUGCUGUGCAAGUACUUCCAAAUUUCAGUGCACAAGGAACAUCUGAGCCAGCAGAGAGAUUUUAAAGGUUAAAGCUCAGACUGUGUCAGGUAGUUAUGGAGGAAAUCUUUUUAGCUAACAGCUUCACUUGACUCUGUGGAACUCUUCACACAAAAAUCGUUUGAAACAAAGUGAACGGAGCAGAAUGUCCCAGAGAAUAAAUGACUUUUCAUGCACAAAGUUUAGACUGUACAACAUGACUCAUUUAUGUUCUUCUUUUAACAGGAUCCAUUGGGCAGGCACUGAAACAGCCACCCAGUGGUGUGGCUACAUGAGUGGUGCUAUACAAUCAGGCCAGCGUGCAGCGGUGGAAGUAUUGGCUGAACUCUGUCCGAUGGCUUUGACCCAGGAAGAGCAGGAAGCAGUGCAGCACAGUCAAACCAUCGGGGGUGCUUUCAGAAAAACACAAUCACCCGGGCUCACAUAUCUGUCUGGACACAAGAUGAUGGUCUUAGCAGCAGUGACUUUAAGUUCGGCUCUGUUGCUGGCUUACCACCCUGCAGCGUUUCUGAAGGCCAAGGCUCACUUGAUGAAAAUAUUUUCAACAGCCAGGAAUCAUAUAAGAUAACGGAACUUUUUCCAAAUAUGCUGUGAAUCAGAUUGAUUCACAAAUAAACUAAACUUUGAAUAUGGUUUAUUCUACUAAUGUGAGAAGUAAAUCACACAAGUACUUUAUACACACAUCUAGAUGAUAGAUGACGUUCUCUGCCAUGUUCCUAAUUUUUUUUUUUACCUCUGUGGAAAAGACUAAAUCCUUAUUGAUACCAUGAUAAUGAUAAUGAUUGAUAGUUACACAGAGGAGCUUGAAUUGAGAAACGAGAACUUAUUGAUUAUGGUUGCCAAACAGUUAUAACCCUAACCCUUUGUUGAAUAUCAUCAAUUAAUCCUGAUCAAUCCUGUAUUCACUACAAAAUUAAAAUUCUUGAUUUGCAUUUUUGGACAGCUUUGAAGUUGUGAUUAAACAAUGGAAAACAUAACAAAACAUAGAUAACACUAAUCACUGACUGUUGUCCAGGGAUCCUGACUCAUUGGAGGAGUAUUUGCGCCUUUCAGGAGUUCCACUCUGACUGUUUGUUUUGAUCCUGUAUCCUCUUUGCCGUGUGGUAAGAGGCAUUGUCUUCUUGGAAAAUUCGAGCCAGAAAAGAGUUUUUCAGCUGAUGGAAGAAAACUGUUUCCAAGAGUAGCCCUGUACGUGACCUGGUUCUUUUGCCCUUCACACAACUGCAUUUGCCCUGUUCCAUCCAUACUGGAACAACCCCGAAUCAUCUACGAUCAUCUACGAUCCACCCCCAUAUUUUACUGUAGGGGCAAAACAGUCUGGUUUGUAGGCUUCUCCAGGCCUCCUCCUCACCUAAGUUAGCUGGAUUGGGCGUCAACUCAAAAUUGAAUUCAUCACUGAAGAGAACCUUGGCCCAAUCAUCCACAGUCCAAUCCUUGUGAUCCCCAGCGAAGAGUAACCAAAACUUGCUCUGCCUUUCGUUGAUGAAGGGCUUCUUUUUUGCCCUGUGUGACUUCAGACCAGUUUCAAGAAGUCCAUCUCGAACUAUCCUUGCUCAACAAGUCACAUUUCUUGACGGCCCCCUUCAUUUUUAUGGUCCCAGGAGGUCUGACGACGGUUCCUGACACAGGAACAGAUGAGUGCACGGUCCUCUCGACAUUUCCUGCCUCAACCAACUAGCAGUUUGGUAGUAUCAUGUUUGGUAUGCUUUUUCUUGGUGAAAUGAACAGCUUCAGUUUUUUGGCUACCUGUCUCGCACUCAUGCCAGUUCCCAGCAUUGCCAAGAUUUCUGCCUUUGUGGCUUUACUUAGUUCUGUUGUUUUAGGCCUUAUCUUAGAGCUGCCAACUGAGUUGUGCUACGGCUUGGAUGCAAAACAGCUCUAGCAGUAAACAACUCAAGGCCUUUGUAUGUGAAGUGCUGCUUAUGACAUGAAAUGGCCUUAUAUAUACUCUGGGAAUACAAUGAAGCCUAAGUGUGUCAAACAGGACAUGAAGUAUUAUGGAAUCAGCUGCAUUUUCAGUUACGCUCAUCGUAUUCUUCAGGUAAUUUACCCUUAGUGGUAUCAGGCAUUAAAAUGAACAUGAAAUUGAAGAAACAAUGGUGGUCUAAUAAUUUCUUCCAUGACUGUAUAUUUUAAAUAGCUGCAAAAGGCCAUCUCUUUUGUCUUGAUCUUUUCUGUCUGACUUCACCCCUCUGUCUAUUUACUUACAAAACUAGCCAAGACGAGAAAUCAUGGCGCACUCCUACACACCCAAGAGUUCAGAAGUGAUGCAUUAGCUCUGACUUGCCUCCCUGGCAGAGUAAAAUUGUUGGGUGAUGGAAAUUUAGUCUCUAACGGUGCACUUCAAGCUAAUUUUCCCUGAAAUGCUCCUAAUGCACAAGAAAUAUGCAGACACAGGAGCUGUAAUUCACCAUUGUGGACCUCAUUUGGCAACAGACAGAGGUAACACGGUGGACAGUAGGAAUCUUCUUCAUCAUUACUUUAAAUCCCUUUUGUGUGCUUAAUUAGAAUAAAACCUCAUUCGAGUGGUUUUAUGAUUCCACUCAAAUGUUCCGUAUCAGAUUUAUGGUUUCAUCAUCUGCUCAUGACAAAGGCUAAGAAAAUUACUUAUAAUAAUAUCUUAAAUAAUCAGCUGAGGAGAAAAGCAGUCUAAGCAUCUCUUUAUCCCGUUUUCUUUCCUUACCCCCAAAAUGGGACCAUAAAUUCAGGUUGUGUAUUGAAGAGUGGGGCUUUCCAGUGAUCAUGUUGGGUUUAAAUCACAUUGCAGUGAGAAAAUGGAGCUACUGCGCUGUACUGCCUUUGCUUUGUACCCCAGAGAGCCAUAAAACCUGCUUGAGAGGCUUGGAGCGGAGCCACACACAUGUUUGUCCGCCCACAAAAUCAUCAACAGACAUUCGAAUGAGCAUAAGAUGGAUGAACCGGUCACACAACCAUAAUGUCCCAGAGAAAGUGAUUUAAUCGCUAUCACUCGAUUGCACUGUUGAUUGAAAGGAUUUUGGUCAGUCCCCUGUCUCUCUUCGAGAGUAUCUCCAACACCCGCUGGUCAUUGGGCAAAAGUCUGACUCCACUGAUGCCAUGGCUAGCUAUUUGUCUUUGUUAUCUCUAGCUUGCGCUAAAUCAACUGCCAGGUCCCCCUGGUUUUAUUUAAGCUGGUCCGGACUGAAUCAGGACCCACAGCCCAAUUUCCCCUAACAUGUGUGGAUGUUUUACACUGUUUGGUCUUUGACAGAGAUGCUCGUAUUCCAGAUUUUUUCUUCCCAAAUCUGAAACCUGGACUUGACUGUUUGCUCAUAUGUUUCCCUCACUGAUGUCUGUCACAUCAUCAUGAUUAUUAUGGCUGAAAAGUCCAGAAUAACAAUGUUACUGCAGCAUUUACCCAAAACUUAAGGAAAAACUAUCAGUUAAAUGAAAAGCAGGAAGAGAAUGGAGCAAAAGAUUAAUUCACUGAAAUUACACAUACAACAUAAAAGAAACUGAGUUACUUAUGUCUCAUCAUCCGUUUUCAAUGAAGCUUAAAGUUUUUGCAUUAUCUGUGUCACCAGCCCGGUAAAAACAGAAACUUCUAAUCACACUAAAGCUAAACUAUCAUCUUGUGAGUCUUCUCUUGAUUUCUGAAACACAGUCGUGCUGGUGAGGGAGGUUUUUUGUAUCUCACUUCUGUCAUCUCUUUAAAUAUAAUAUGCACUUAAAGGGAUAUUCCGGCGUAAAUUUAAGUUGUGGUCAAAUACACCGUGACACCAAGUUAGACACCUCCUCGAGAGAUGAAUGUUGCCGACUGCUUGCUUCUCUAGUUAUACAAACUUUAGUAACAACCGCACAACAGCAAUACACAUCGGUCUAAGGGCUCUAUUUUUGUGCCUGGCCAGCAGCAUGGUGCAGGCGCAGCAUAAGUCAGCUCUGCCGCGCCAACAAGGCGUGCCCAAGCACACUUUGCUAUUUUGGUGAGCGGCGCAGCCUGGCGUAAGUAUCCCCCCUCCCUAACUCAGCUCCUCCCAGCGGCGUACGUCGCAGAGAGGGAGGGGACAAGGCGUGGAGUGGACAAGUGUCAACAAGUGUCACUGUAAGCGCUGCAGAGGGCGUCCUUCACACUCUCUCAUAUAAGCACAGAGAGAUUUGGUGUGUGUAAGGUUGGACCCACUUUUGGUCUACCAAAAUACCACUAGACCAGCUGCGCUCCGCCUGCACUGAAAGCUGACCGGGUUUGAAUAGGUGAGCUCGUCAGCGCACUUCCCACGCCGCUGGCGAGCACGAAAAUGUCACUGCACCAGCUGAUUCUGGCAACACCUCCCCCUGCCGUGCCACCCCACCCAGCUUGGCGGACCUCGGUGCACCCCAGUCUAUGGAAAUACCAAAGUGGCUGUGCACCGGGCUCCGCCAGACGAAAAUACCACUGCGCGGGGUUCGCCACGGUUCGCCGUGCCGCCGUCGGGCACAGAAAUUUAGUUCUAAGUCUCUGCCUGACUUUACUGCCUCUUGUUUGCAUUUCCAAACUGGUGACAGUCAUUAAAAGGCUGCAAAACUACUUCAGAAUUUAGUAGGUGAUGUCGUUGAGGCUAUUUAGGCGAUUUAUGCUCGAAGCACCUGUUAGACGUCCUGGUAUCACAUUUCCUUUUAAUGUCCUUGAAAAUAAAGUGUUAAGUUGUGCUCUUUAGAACAGCUGUAGCCUCUUUUUUUAAUUUCUCGUGAGUGAUAGUCACAGAGCUGAGGGUUUUUAUUUAGAUGCAUUAUGUAAAAUACCCCAAAUCUACUCUUGCCUUUUCCCGACCUGACCUUAGCUCGGGUUAGAAAGACAGGGACUCCAGAGUAUUGCUAAGAGGUUCCUUCAUGAGGUGUAUGUCAUCUCCAGCUUCAGGCAUGCAGUAAAAUACCAUGUGGGGAAUGUCAGUGUAUCUUGUCAGAAACAGUUUUGUCAUUUUUGAACACAAUCCAGUAGUUUGUUUUCAGUGAAUACAUGAUAACUGUGGAAAGCUGCCUGGACUAUUAAAAGCCGACACUGAGAGUGAGAAAAUAAACUUUAUGUUUCCCUCUGAGGGACAUUUGUCUGAAGAACAGCUCUACGGUCCAUUGCUUCAUGAACAUGCCACAUAAGGAAACCACAAAAACACGAGAGCUUUGACAUGCCUGACAGCUACUUUAAUAAAAAAUACAUCUGAUAGUAACGUUGUUAAAUCUGGGACAAUGUGAGGCUGAAGGAGAAAAUUAACCAGCGAAAAUUAUCUUUGAGCUCUGUCACCUUGAUGGAAUCUGAACGCUUAUGAACAAUACUGUACUGUGAAGAGUCAGGAAGGAGGGCAGAUUACUUGAUAUUUUGUUGUUCCCAAGUGGAGGGUAAGAAGUAAUGAUGAAUUUUUUAGACCUUGGAAGUUAAAAAGCUCAAAAUACAGCCCAUGAAUUAAAAAUCAGAAAAGACAGAUCAGCGUCAUCACAAUCACGCUCUACUCUGCACAGCCCUUUGUGUUUCUGUUUUUCCCUGCUUUAGUAUCCUGUCUCCAGUGAUGAUGCUGUAAUUACCUCAGGCUCUGCAAGCACCUGCAGUUGAUGCUUUUUCAUAGUGACAACAGGACCAACUUAACAAAAAAGAAACACUAGAGUACUCAGUUAAGCAACUCUUCAGUCUUUUCAGACGUUAGAUACUUUUAACAUUUGGUUUUAAACAGAUAACGAUAUCUGAAGCUUCUUUACUGUCUCUUGUGUGAUUCAACCCAAACCUCAAC
This is a messenger RNA of Xyrichtys novacula (pearly razorfish), 66952 nucleotides long. NCBI's taxonomy places the organism in Eukaryota, Metazoa, Chordata, Actinopteri, Labriformes, Labridae. The record is from the annotation of a GenBank genome assembly.